Xyrichtys novacula (pearly razorfish) is the source of this 55761-nucleotide messenger RNA. NCBI's taxonomy places the organism in Eukaryota, Metazoa, Chordata, Actinopteri, Labriformes, Labridae. The record is from the annotation of a GenBank genome assembly.
CUCGCGGAUGCUGAGACCGUUCUCCUGUGCGCGCGGGCUCUCGCAGCGGCUCAGCCCCUCCUCCUCCUCCUCCUCCUCCAAAGAUGUCGCAUGAGCUGCUCCUCUCGCCGCUCUCUUUCUUUUCAUUUUUCUUUUCUGUUCCUCCUGCUGUCCGCAGCAGCAGUUAACCGGAUUCGGUCACAUUAGCAGCCAGGAACAGCCGGUCCUGGUCCUCCCCCCUCCCAACACAGCGGAGGUGUUUAAACCCUCACCCGGCGCAUCCUCUCUCUCUCUCUCUCUCUCUCUCUCACUCACUCUCUCUCUCUCUCUCUCUCUCUCUCUCUCUCUCUCUCUCUCUCUCUCUCUCUCUCUCUCUCUCUCUCUCUCCUCCACCGCCGCAGAACUCCGCCGACCGACCGUCAGGUGACCGCGCGGAGCGGAAUAUUCAUCAGCACCGUCGUCGUCUUUCAUCCCUCCGCUCCUGCGGACUCCAGGAGACCGGAGCCUCCGCAGCCUGCCCCCCCCUCCCGUGUCCUCUCAUCCGGUCUGGGACGUUCUCCGCUCCGCUUCCCGCAGAUUAACGGGGAUUCUGCCUCCCCGCCUGCGCGCUGAUGCUGAUGUCCUUGAGCUCGGCCUGCACGGUGAGUCGGUGAGUCCGUGCAUGCCCGCGUGUGUGACUGUUAUUUACCCCGGGCGCCUGAGUGCCGUUUUUAUCAGGGGGAGAUGCGGUGCUCGCGCUGCGGUCGGUGAGCGGCGUGUCGUGGGUUUAACGGGGUUGAGAUGAGAAAGGCCCGGCGCGGCUCCGCUCUCAGGCCCAGCAGCUGAUCACCGCUCAUACAGUAGGACAGACCAUAAUACCCCGUCACAUUAUCACGCACUGUGUGUGUGUAUAUCUGUGUACGCUUGCGUGUGCGCGUGCGUGGGUCAGCGCGUAUGUGGUGCGAAUGAUAUCAAUCCCUCCAUCCUCCGUGUCCGGUGUGUGACGGAGGGCGGUCCUGCCCCCCGGUCUCCCCGGUUGCUCGCUGGUAUCAGUUGCGUUGUUUGUGUCAGUUACGGCGCACGCACCUGCAGCGCGUAGCUCCGGGGGGGUGCGUUUCAUCUGCCUAUGAUCUGUGGCCGGGGGGACCUUCCCGAGCCGGCCUGUGCCGCCGCUGGCUGAGAGCCGGGCGGAGCGGCCCGGGCCGGUCACCUUGCGGAGGGACACCGGGCUGCAGCUGUGAGCGUGUCCUCAGAUUAUCAGCAGGCCUGCGGGGACGGUCCUCAGCGCUGAGCGGGACCUGCUGCUCCACAGUGAGCGGAGGAUGAGGAUGAUGAAGCUCAGGCACGUCUGAAGGUGACCAGGAAAGGUCGUUUUAUGGGAAACACACUGUUGCAUGAGGCCAUUCCUGCACAGUGCACACACAUGCACGGAGAGGAGUGUGUGCGCGCGUGUGUGUCAGUGUGACACUUUUGGUGGAGGAGGACAGGGGCUCAUGUGGGAGGGACUUUGUUGGAGUGUGUUUCUGAAUUUGUGUGUGUGUGUUUAGACAUCAGAGUGGUUGGUUUUAAUCGGGACUUUUUUUUAAGUCCAAACACACGCCCCCUCCCCACGCCAUACAUCAAGUAUCAUCACCCUCAGCCCCACGGUGAUGCAGAUGUGUGUGAGUGUGUGAGUGUGUGAGUGUGUGCGCACUGCCCACCUUUAAUGACUCCAUCCUCUCUCUGUGUUGAUUCUAGUGCGUUGUUCCUGCUAGGUUUUACAUGAGUGUGUGACUGGCACAGGUCCAGCUCCAGCAGGCAGCAGCUCAAAAACUCCCCACCCCCCCUGUCCCCACCAGAGGUGACCCUCAGUACCUGACUAGAAGUGGGACUGCAGGUGCACAGGUGGUAGGUAGACGGGACACUGACAGAGAGCAAGCUGAGUACAGGACAGACAUACGUGUGUUUGAUCACACGUGUGUAUAUGUGUGCAGUCUGGGUUGUUUGGCCCUGCUGGCCUACAGUCGGACCCUGAAGACCCUCUCUCCUGAGUGUUCCUCGUUCUGCUCUCGUCUUCAUUGUGCUGUUUCUAAUAAUCUAGUUUCUGCGUCGCUCUGAGCGAUGGAGGAGGAGGAGGAGGCGUGCAGGAUGAAUGGGACUGCUGAGAGUUGCGGGGACCUUUUGUCUGACUCUUUUCAUGACACACACACACACACACACACAACCAGCGCCAUUUAGCGUGUGCCAUGGUGUAUGACACAUUAGCGUGUCAUGGCAGAGAUCAUGGGGCUGAUGGCUCUGGGCGUCAGUGUCUUGUGUGUGUAUCAGUGAUGUCUGGAUGCUUGAAGUAGAAGAAGUGGACUUGACCUGUGUGUGUGUGUGUGUGUGUGUGUGUGUGUGUGUGUGUGUGUGUGUGUGCAAUUACAAAGGCUUAACAAAUUUGAAACAAAGUAGGAGUUUUGCGCAAUUUAUAAAAUGCAGUCUCACGUGUACAUACUUCCACAUGUGCAGUGUAACAUCAGAGUUCUGACACACACACACACACACACACACACACACACACACACACAGACUCAGAGUUAGCUGCAGUAGUUGGGAGGCUGAACAGAAGAGCUUUUUCUUGCGUGAGCGUUAUAAAAUCAGACAGAAUCAGUGAGUAAGAGGCCGAGCCGGGUAGAAAACGCGCGACUGACUGAGUAAAUAAAUGAUUGCAGUAGCAGGAAGCAGAUAGACAGGGAAAGCGACAAAAUGAGGGAGGAAGAGGAGGGGGAAGGAGAAGGAGGAAGGUAAAAUAAUAACAAGCAAUGAGACGUUGGAAGACAAGAAGAAGAGAAACAGAGGAGAGGAUGGAGCGUGUAGAUGGAGCAGACAGAGAGAUGAGAGAGCAGGCAAACAAGAAAAGAUGGAGAGCGAGAGGAGGCUUCAAAGGCAGAGCAGGGUGACUCAGUCAUAAACUAACACUCUCAGUCAGGAUGGAGGCAUGGCAGGACAGAGAGGGGGAGGAGGGAGCUGAGGGAGGGUGAAGAGUAGAGCGCAGGGAUGGGGAAAAGGAAUUAAUGGUAAGCUUCAGUUGUGCUUCUUUCUGCUCAUACUUAUGUAAAACAGUCUGAUAGGGAAUCAGAAUCUGUCGUGUCAUGUGUGAGAAUAUUUAGUUAGCGGUGCUGCGGGCUGCUCAUGUGGGGCGAAGCUUCGUUUCUGUCACUCCGGCAGAUUUAUUUUAAUUUAAUCAGUUCCAAAGAUGGUUAAAAUGUUAAUUCAGUGAUCAGGAAAUAAUUUUUCAGUGAAUUAAACAAGAGCAGCUCACUUUAGGAAAUUUCACAAGCUUUUUAUCAAACAAAUCAAACAUAAAUCAGUGAAAAAAACAACACACAGAUCUUACACGCUGCUCUGUUGGUUAUAAGGAAGAAGAAAAAGAAGAAACAUCUAUAGACAGUUUUUUCCUUUUCUUAGACACCCACUGGAAGUCAAUACUGAAGAAAACCCACCUUGUGAAUCAGGUGUACUGUUGGCCCAAGACUGUUGAAGAGACAGUGAGUCCUAAAAUUGAGUGUUAAAUGUCUUUAUUGCAUGUGCGACCCCGGUUCCAUAACAGUUGGGUGGCUGUGUGAGAUGUUAACAAAAAAAUGACAACUUGAUGUUUGCAAAAAAGUUCAAGUCUUUUUAUACACAAUUCAAGGACAAUAUGGACAAGAUUAUUUUAAAUUUGAUACCAAUUACACUUUUGUUGUCCUACUCUUGUCUGAUCGAGGAUUUCACCUACUCAAGAGUUCAUGAUGCUCCAAACGUUUCAGUGCGACAAGUCAGGACUGCAGGAAGACCAGUUUAUCAGCAGGACUCUUCUACUACAGAGCCAUGCUGUUGUAAUCCCUGCAGAAUGUGGUUUGUCAUUGUCUUGCUGAAAUAUGAAGGUCUUCCCUGAUAAAGUCAUUGACUGGAUGUCAGCAGAUGUUGAUCCUAAACCUGUAGAUAUUGUUCAGCAUUAAUGGAGCCUUCAUAGAUGUGGAAGCUACCCAUGACAUGAACUCUGAUGAUCCACAAACCAUCAGGGAGGCUGUCUUAGAACUGGGAGCUGAGAACAAGCCGGUGGUGGUCCCUCUACUCUUAAAAAAGGAGGAUGCAGGUCAGACAACAGGAUAAUUUUCCUCUUCCUCUCAGUCCACCAUAAACAAGUUCAGGUCCAGAGAAGUCUCUGGUGUUUCUGGAUCAUGUUUAUCUGGUUUCCUCUUUAAAUGGUUCAGUUUGAACUUCAUUUGUGGAUGCAGUGAUCAACUAUGUUCACAGACAAUGAUUCAAGGAAGUGGCUUGAAGAACCAUCCAAUCUUAGGUUUAGUCCUUGUUCCUUUUGUUCACAGAUUUCUUCCUCUUCCGGUAUUUUCUUCUGAGAGACUCACCCUCUCUGAAUGUCCUUUUUAAACCCAGUCAUGUCAUUAGCAUGUUGGACAUUAACCCCAUUCGUUGGAGAUGAUCCUUUAGCUGUUUUUUUUUUUGUUUUUUUUUUGGCAUUACAUUACUUUUUACCUGUGUGGUUGUUCCUUUAAAACAUGUUGCUGCAUGAUAUUUAAAAUAACACAUGAUACGUUGUCUAAAUUGUUUUCAAUUAAAUCCAAGAAUUCGAUAUGAUGCAAUCCAUGGAAGUGUGUUUUUAUAAAAAUUUUACACUGUGUACCAAUGUCUUUUAAAUCAGGAUUGUGAUGAUAUCAAAGUAGAAUUUCUGUAUGUUUAGUUUAAAAGACUUUCGUUUGAAAGAACUCAGCUGACUGUAGUUUGACAUUUGAAAUCGAGGCUUAGUUGAGAUUGAUGGACACGUGGUCCAAAUUCAAGACAAAACAUUUGCAGUUUGUGUUUGUGUCCUAUGUAAUUGCAAGCAUUAGGGAGGAAUGAAUAACCUGAGAUUUUGUGUAAGUUUCCAUGCUAGUUUCUGUAUGUACAAUGAUGACCCAUGAAAAUAUUUUAAAAAAGGUUUAAAUUGCCUCAUAUUCCUGUAAUCAGCUGAUGUCAGUCGUGCAUUUUGAAUGUUGAAACCCUGGUGACUCAUCAGUCACCUCACAUUAAAAAUUCCUGUGUUUCUCACCUGAGUGUGAGGAGACAUAACUACAGCUGUAGCUGGGCAUUAUAGUGAGCAGGAGACUGCAGCACAUUGAAUUCAGUGCAUUCUCCCAAAUUUGCGCAUCGUUGGAGGAAAUACUUCAUCAUAUAGGACGUGCUUCCUUCCUUGCUACACGUGUUGCACAUUGCUAUGUUGUUGGUUUUAGUGACUCUUCACAACUUGUUUGACGUGCUUCAUCACAAAUAGCGUAAUGUUUCAUCAGCACAGCAGGUCCUAGCAGAUAAGUUCAACAUCCGUGGACUGCAAACGCCUCACUGAAGUCUAGUCCUGAAAGAUCUAUGUUGUUGUUAGGAACCAGAAAGUGGAACUGAAAUUCACAUCCCUUACUGAAUCCACAAAGCUCUGAAACUGCUCUGAGAACUAGUUUGACAUGGUUUUUGAUACCAAGCCCACUUUUAAAGUGUGAAGAAUUUUAACUGUUUACUCACCAGGUUUACUGUUACAUCCAUGGCUCUUACAUACAGUAUAUGGAGGGUAUGUUAUCCCCCAUUUCCUGAAGUUUCUGUUAACAUCACCUCAUCUGUGUGUGUUUCUUUUCUGAGAAAGAUGGAUGCUCUAAUAGUAGAUUUGCAGCUUUUGCAUCAAUUGUUCAGGUUUGACAUCCGGCCUCAGCAGGCCUGAUGUCUGGCUCGGAGCUGGUUUGAUGUAAUGAUAGUGUUUGAGAUCAAUACAACACACUGAUGAAGUUUUAUCUCUCUCCCUCUCUCAGGUCCUGGUGCUGCAGCUGUAGCUACCUUUGAACUGGAUCCUUUUUCCUUUUACUGGUUGAUCGCCUGCCUUCGUCCCGCUUGCCCCUCUCUUCAUCCGUCCAUCAUCCCUCCAUCUCUCUGUCUGUGAGUCCAUCAUCCCGUCCAUCAGCCUGUCCAUGGACUGGCCGUGACCCUGGAGGGAGGGGGACAGAAACGAGGAAAGACCAGAGUCACAGAGGAGACGAAGAAAAAGAAAGCUGGAUUCAUUCAGACAUCAAGCGUCUGAAGAGCUCGCUGUCCUUCAUCCCCCUCACCCUCCUCCUCCUACUCCUCCUCUCCUGUAAUGGAGAAUUAAAGGAGCAGUGGGAGGACAGGCCCAGAUAAAGAGGAGGAAAUAAAUAAACACCCCCACAUCCCUUUGAAUCAAAUCAAACGGGGGUUCAGGUGUAGCAUCAAAAUCACACAGUGUUUCUGAGUGUUGAGCACAUGAUUAGCCUACAACCAACCAAUCACAGGGGGAACUGAGAUUAGGACAGACUACGGGGCGAACGGAGGACCAAAACAGACAAAAGCCUUUCUGACAUGUCAACUACAGCCACCAUGGGUGAAAUGGCAAACAGCGCGGUGGAGUUUUAUCCCAAAGGGACUCGAGGCAGGGGCGGAGGAGGAGGAAGGGCAGAUGGCAGCAACACAGGGGGAGAAUUCGGGGUGACGGUGCAGGAGCUCAGGGAGCUGAUGGAGCUCAGAGGAAACGACGCUCUGCAGAAGAUCCAGGACAGCUAUGGAGACACAGAGGGGCUCUGCCAGAGACUACAGUCCAACAUCACAGAGGGUGAGUGAGAAACAGAGGGAUGAGUGUGGAUGGAUGGAUGGAUGGAUUAAUAAUGGGGGAGUGGAUGGCUAUAAGGGGGAUGAAUGGAUGUGAAGUGUAGAUGUAUAAAUAGAUGACGGAGGAUUGUUUGGGUGGAUGAGCAGAUACAUGAAUGGGUCAGAUAGAUGGAUGAGGUGGAUUUGUGGAGGAUGAAUGAAGGUGGGUUAGCAAAAAGGAUGAACUUGAGAACUGAGGUGGAUGAAUGAGGGAGUAGAAGGACGGAUGAUAUUGUUCUUCGAGGUCAAGUUCAAUAUGAACACAAUGAAUGAAUGUGUAGCUGCAACCUGAGGACACAUUUAAGAAUAAAAAUAGGAAUAAGAAUAACCUCAUUUUAUCCCAGAAGGGAAAUUCAAUGUAUUCAUUUAAUUUAGAAAUUCAUUUAUUGUAAAAAGCCAUGACCUGGGACUUUGACAUGAUGAAUCCUGAGUGAACAGAGACUCUUUAGAGAAAAAAAAAAAGAAGCAAAAUUAUCAUUGACCGUGUCAGCUCUUCUUUACCUAGCAGAAAAUGUUUGUUUAUUGGAAAAAGUCAGCAUUACAAGGACAUUUUAGUCUAUUGAGAAUUUAGCAAUCAGUCUAAUAAUAGUGUUAGAAACAUUACAUGAAACAUAAUCACAGAGCAGACAGUAAAUCCCAUGACUGACGAGAGAAUCAAAAGAUUCAAAAACACGAUAGGAGAUGAAAAGAAAGAUGAUGAAAUACAGAAAUCAUCAAACAGCAGGGGUCCAAAGAAAUGCAAAAAUAGUAGAUGGCUGAUUUUGAAAUGUCAGCAUGUGAAGAAAAAAUCUCAGAGGAACUGAGCUGCAGCAGUGAGAGAAGCAGAUAUACCAGAGCAUUAGCGAGCAUGUGAUGCUAACAGCUAGCUCUGAGGCCCAGUCUCCAGACUGAACCAGAUUGUAGUCUUAAGAGAGGGACAGAAAUUCAAAAAAACAUUUUAAGCAUUGACAAAAUCAAUAAAGCGACAAAGUGGAGGAUGUAUUCAAGAAAAUUAGAAACUCUGUGAUGUGUAUGAUUAAUUUUAACCAAAGUUUAAUACAUGAAAUAAGACACAAGGACAAUGAUGUUUCGUUUUCAAUGAUAUGAUGUAUUUUGAUGAGUGUGAAAUAAAUACCCUGGAUAUCUUUGAAAGUGCAUUUAGGGUUCGAAACACCUGCUUAUCCUUAAUACAACAGUAAGUGUCAUACCAUACAUACCUAGAUAUCCUGAUUAUUGUAGUCAGAGUUUUAAGUACCUGGGUAAUCUGGAUUGUGCAGCUAGGGUUUUGUGUACCUUGAUACCCUGGACAGAGCAGGUAAGGUCAGGGUUAUUAAUGUUAAUUGAUGUUUGGGCUGUAUGUACUAGUAUGGUUUUCAUUUUCACUGGUUUAAAAACCGAGUUUUUGACAAUCCUUUAACAUCAAUAUGAUUAGCGGCAAUAGUCACAUACCUGUGUAUUAAACAUGAUGCCUAUCCAUCUGUUGUGAUUCCCCUGGUGUAACUAACUGCUUUACUUCUGUCUUUACCCUUUUAUACGACUCAGGUAUGCGUUGUUUUGAGAUACGUUGGAGGUUUGGUAUUGUGUAUUUUAGCUCUGAAGUUUGGAUCAUUUUACAGCAACCGGGACUCUCAACCACUCUUACUGAAAGGUUGCAUGCCUUUACACAUAAAUCUAGCACUGGAUGCAGGGUUAGCUUUAGCUCUUUGUGAGUCUAAGUAAAGGUGUGGAUGAUGCCUGAUGAGACUUUUACCUGGGUGGCUGGCUCUGCUGUUGCUAUGGGAAUGCAGCUGGUAGUUUGGUGGUCGUUGCUUAUACUGUGCCCCUUGAUAGGUGAACAGGAAAACUGAUUGUAUUGCGUGUAUUUAACUUCACCCCUGCAUUCUCAGCAAACAACCACUGACUAAUCAAGGAUGCUCCUGGUUUUACAAAUUCCAAAAAGUGUCCACAUUGCAGAGUUGACACCAGAUAGCUUUAUAAUCUCUUAUUCAUCAUUUCCCACUCUGCUACCAGCCAUCAUGGCACUGUUGGAGUAUGCGUAGAGAGGUGCCAAAUGACCCUGAUGUACACUUCAGAUUCUCUUUUCAUCAAAAGGGCAAGACUACAGCCACAUAACCAACAUUUGACGUGCUAAAUAUGCAGUUUUUUGAAUCAUGCAUCUGCAGUGAAACACAUCCCUGACAGUGUAAGCUUGGGGUAUAAUCCUACUGGAGUUUUAUGCUUAGGGAGCAUGGAUGGAUGAAUUGAUUGAUGAAUGGAUGAGGGGAUUAUAGUGGGUGAAUGGAUGGAAAGCGGAUAGAGAGAAUCAAUAAAUGGAUGGAGUAAAAGUGUGCACAGAUCGACCAGAAUCUCUUACAGCACUACUGGAAUUAUUGCAGGCGCAGUGAUUGUAGUAUGUGCUCAUACAUAGACCUGCAGGUACUUCAAUAAAUCACAAUAGGUCUGCUUUAACACAUAUAUGCAAAAAAAUGUAAACUAUCUAUAUCAGACUAAACAGAGGAUUUAUUUUCAACGACGUGAAGCAAGUUUAUCAAUGUUGUUCACCUUAAAACUAACAGAUAGUUCGUGUUGGUGCUGUUAUUCUUGUUCCACAAGGUCAGUGUGAAUGUGAAUGCUCUGGUCUGUCCUUCAGGUGUGUUUACCUGCUAACACAGUUCACAUGGUGGUGCAGUGGUGAGCAAUGCUGAUGUUGUUCCCUCACUGCCUGGAGGUUCCUGGUUUGAGUCCCUGUGUUCUCCCUGCGCAUACCUGUAGUUAUGAGUAGGUGUGAGUGUGUCUUUAUACCAUUUCAGCUUAUUACCAGAAGUUUAACCCUUACUGCAGUGAGAUCUCAGAUGAAUUUCAUGAAGAGUAUGAGAGUGAACACAUCUCACAGAUCCAUUCAGACCCCACACAGAGGGGCUAAAGCAUUUUUUUUUCAGAGGUUUAUCAAGUACAUUUGUUCUUAGCUCUAGUUCAGGCAGACCAUACAGUCCAGCUUAGCCUGCAGUGCAUCUGUUGAUCUUAAUGCCAACCUAUAUCAGGUGACAACUGAUCACCCUUUGCACUUCCGGUUGGCAAAAGUCAAAACGAUUGUUCUGUUAAAACAGACAUUAGCCUGCCUCCUCUACCUGCUUCCUCCACAAUCCACUUUGCAAUCUGCCUCCAUCCCAGCUCCUCCUUUUUAUGCAGGUAGUCUUAGCUGUUGCUUCCUGCAUUAGCCUUCCUGAAUGCACAUUAGAGGGGGGAUGUGUGCUGUCCAAAUUCUGGCUUCGGCAUUCUACUCACAGUCAGAACUGAGCCGGACCACCAAAUAUAACUUUACUGCAUGAAAUAAAGAUUCUCAGAGACAAAAUGGAUCCAUACAUACAGUUAUCCUGUCUUGGAACGAGUGCACCUGCAUCAGGGUUAAUUAGAGAGUUUUGGAGAGUAAAUUAAGAGAGUUGGUCUUGGUGGAGAUUUGCGCUCCCUGAGAGUCGUCACUGAACAAAUUAAUCAUCUGAGUAAUUUUGUAUAUCGGUGUCUCUUGACAAUGGGCAGACUCUUGAAGAAAAUAACUAGUAAAUUCAUCUAUGAGAAUAACACAUUUGAGUUCAAUACAAACAAACACCAUCAAAAACUGUGAAACACAAACAAACACGCAUGCAAACACCUAACAGCACACACACAUUUGCAGAGACACACAAAAGAUCAAGGUUCUCCUGUCAGUGACAGUUUUUUAAUGACCACUGGUGUUGUUUGAGUCAGUGUGCCUUUAGCAUGUUUGUGCAUUUGUAUGUUCUUCUCACAGGGUGUGGUACCGCGCUACACCCACUCCUCCAACUAGUUUGUAGCCUAGCAACACAACAGCAGAGGAGAGAAGUUGGCUGGAAAGUCAGCAAGAGAGGAAGAUGAUGGAGAGCUGUGAGAUGGAGAUGCUGAGGGGUGAAUGGAGGAAGAGGUGGGGAGAGAGAGAGAGAAAGUGUGUGUGUGUGUGUAUGUGUGUAUGUGUGUGUGUGUGUGUGUUUGUGAUUUUCCUGUGUACGAAGAAGAUGAAGAGUGAGGGAGGAAAAGUGAGAGAGUUGUGGGUGUUGAGUUUCAGUAAGUCUGUGUUGAGUGUUGCUAAUUUGAUACUGUGAGCUGGUCAGGAAUCAGUGCCCCCCCCCCACCACCACACACACACACACACACACACACACACACACACACACACACACACGCACACACAUACACAAACAUAGUCAUGUAUCUGCAGUUGUCCCUACAAAGCACAGUUGGCAAACAACACACUCAAACACACAUACUUGGAUGGGCUUCUUGUGCACUCUGCUGACUUUCACAAAUUACAUAUGGUGUCAUCUGGUGUGACGAAGCAGCCAAACACAGACACAUAGAAACGAUCCCAGGAAUCUGAUGUUGUUAAUCUUCAUCAUAGUAAAUCUUAAUUUACAGAUUCAGUAUCAAAAAUGUUGAACCUGAAUUCUAUGGUCUGAAUUUUUAGUACAUGAGGUGUUUCAGUUUCUGUCUGUAGGAAUAGUCAGAGUACUAUAAAGUAGUACCAGCAGGCUCUGGUGUCUGCAGUAAAAACUCUGUAUGGAGAGCAAAAGCAGGAGGAACACAGUCCUCCAUAAUGACCUCCAGCUCCCACGGUUGGUAAUUUAAGGAGGAUUUUUUUCUCUGUUACAAUCUACAUAAAGGUCAGCUAAGAAAUUCUUCUGGAUCAAACAUUUACACUGAAACACUAAUAAUGCUGAGUCACUAAAGAAAGUAGGUCUCGUUCAUGAAAUGGGAGCAGAACUAAAUUUACGGGCAAACUGGGAUUCAUCAAUUUUUCAGUAGUCUUGAUUUGUUCGUAGCUUUCAAAAAAAUCUACACCUGCUCCAGACCACGCAGAGUUUUUGUAAGUGAAGGAUACACAGAAAUAUUGCUUUUUAUUAUCAGAAAUUUGAAUCCAUACUGUGAUCUGUUAUAUCCACAAUAGACCAAUACCUUUGGGACACACAUAAAAAAUCAAUACAUAGCAAAUGAAGCAAAAUUAUUUGGCAAUAAGCUGAUUUAAGCUUCAGAUACAGUUAAAAAUAUGAAACAGGUUGUGUGUGUGUGUGUUUUAUACGCGUUCAGUGAUGAUCCAAAUAUUGAUUAAUUACUCAGUGCUGUAGUUGUGUCGUCUGGUGGGGCAGCGUUACUCUGCGCACCUGCUCAGGUGGGAUGGGGUUUGGAUCACGGAGCAGUGAGAGCUGGCUGGUUUAUCAGUAAGAGUAUAACCUGUGUUCAUCUUUACACGUUUACGUAGCCCUCAGGUGACAGAUCAAGAAAAAAAACCCUCGUGCAGAUCCAUGCGUAUAAAUUCACAGAGAUUGUUAUCCAUACUCAACGAUUUGCAUCUAAUUACUUUUUCUUUAUCUUGGCACCUCAGAGAUCUACAUGCGUUUUAACAAAAGGUCUAACCUAUCCAUAGUAGACAGGGUUACCUUCUGAAGCCGAGGCUUUAGACUCCUCUGACCCUCCACACACACACACACACACACAGCAGAAGCUGCCUUUAUGACACCCAGUACAGACUGUCGGAGCACCAACAGUGAUCUGAAGGAGAGUCUCACUCUAUCACUCACAGAGAAAAUGAAACGCCUUUCUCUUAUUUCCACAUCACACCAAAAUAACUUCUUUUUCUGCAUCUGAAAGUUUUUUAUUCCUCCUCCUCCUCUUCUUCUCUCGCUGGUGCAGGAAGCACAGCACAUGUCCACACCUCCUUAUAUGGUGUUGAUUGGCUAUUCAUGGGCAGAGGAUUAUGCUGAGUAGUAGCAAUCGGGAGCGGUCACUCUACGAUCGAUUGACUUUCAUGGACAAUCAUGAACAUACUCACGUGUUUUGAUCAAAUCAGGGGUUUCCACAGUGGUCAUGAAUCCAGGGUAGUUUUUUAGUACCAGUGACAUUUAUGCAUGGAUCCACACAUCACAUAGCACUAACACUAACGUUUCAUGAAUGAGAACCAAUCAGUGUUCAGAUUUCUUGACUUCCCUGAAUUCACCAGAAAUGAUAGCUCUGACCUCCAUUCAACAAACACUUUCAAAGUUUUUUCUCCUCUUGAGGACAGAUCUGACAAAGCUGGACUUUUUGGACUUUUUACUAUUCUGCAUCAUGAUGUUGUGAUUUCUGCAAACUGGAGAACUGAUAAUUACCAGAAAAAAAACAUCCAUUACAGAGAAACUGUGACUCACCACAAACAGAUGAACUGGUGCUCCUCUGAGGGAUGUAAUGAGCCGAGAGGUGGCAGAGUUUAUUCUGCAGACAUACAGUAUCUGGGGGGCUGUAUUUCACUGGACUUUUAUCUGAACACGUUUACUUCUUCAGUUGUUCAUUGGACUGUAAACAAUGCACCGCAUGGAAAAAGAAGUCUUGACUGGAAGUCGUUUAUCACUAACAGCUGACUACACUUGGGAUACAGAGAAGAUGGCCAUUGUCCCCAGAGGAAUUUAUCUUUGUCAGGUUAUACCGUUGGUUCAGAGAUUGCAUGACCAUAAACUGUGUGGUGUUUUUCAGCUGCACAUCUGAGUGGAGUGACAGUCCGACAAAAGCUGCUGCUCUGCUCAAUAAUCACAGAGAUGGAUGCAUGAAUCAGACAGAGUGCUGCAGAGAAACACACGCAGAAAUACAUGUUCAGUAACAGCCUGAUGAACAGUGUAUGACACUCCAGGCUGAAUGCACAUUUACAUUAUGAUACUGGUCUGUAAUAUGAUCCACAGAGCAGUGUGUGUGUGUGUGUGUGUGUGUGUGUGUGUGUGUGUGUGUGUGUGUGUGUGUGUGUGUGUGUGUGUGUGUGUACAGAGUCUCACACAGAUAUGGAAACACUAGCACUGCAGUAUGAGACCAUUAUACCCACACUGAAGAGACAGAGAGGAGGAGGAGGAAGGAGGAGAAAGAGGGAGAGAGAGAAAGAGUGUGUGUGGUGAUGGGGGAGGGAGGGAGGGUGUGAGGGGUGAGGAGGGAAAGCUAGAACAGCUUGCCGCAUUGUCAAGGACACAUCAAGGGGAGAUUGAGAGAGGGAGGAAAAGAGAGGAGAAGAGCCAACAAGAGAAGAAGAGGUGGAGAAGGAUGGAGGGAUGAUGAUGAUGAUGAUGAUGAUGAUGAGGGAUGGGAGGGGGAUGUAGCUCACAAAGAUUACUCAGCAUAAGGUCACCUGUUUCUCUCCGCUUCGCCUCGCCUCGGCCUGAACCCUGUUGAACGUCAUGUUUGCAACACAACUCUUCAGCAGCUUCAUACCAUCCCUGCUGCAAACACACAUUCACACACCUGCGCACGCACACACACACACACAUACACAAGCAAACACGCAAAAAGACAGUCACCGAUCCCAGCCAACCACUGCGCACCAAAACUGAGCUGAGCCCCCCUCCCCGAGAGCCAAUCAGAAAAAAUAAAAAAAUGAAAAUGCUCUGCUCCAAACCUCACACACUGGUGGAGUGACAUCACCUGUUGCUGGGCAGAAACCUGUUACAGACAGGAAGCCCUGGACCUGACAUUCCGGUUGCCAUGGAAACUGCAUCACUUCGGGGAAAGGCUGAAGGGGGUAGAGGAGGGGGAAGAUGGAGAUGAGCGUUUGUAGGAGGGAAGUUUAGUUUUACCUGGAAUAUUCGAAUUUCACAGAUUAAUUUGUUUAAAACUUUAAACAGAAUUAAAAAGUUUGCAAGAUUAUUGGUGAUGGUUUGUGCAAUAAUCAGUCAGUGCUUUCACAGUGCAACGCAGGAUUUUGUCUACAGUUUGAUGAAGAGGAAUAAACCAAGAAAAAGAUUUAAUUGAUUCUUAUUUACAAAAACCUUUAUCUUUUCCUUAAAUUGCAACAAGUCAGUGAGCUGUGUAAUAUGUUGAUAAUAACAUAUUAUGGUUUUCAUAUGAUUUAAACCCUUUAUUAAAAAACCUUGCAAAGACAACAUAUCAAAUGUUGGAACUAAAUGUGAAUCAUUUGAUGACAAAUAUCUGCUCAUUUUGAUUCUGAUGCAGCAUCAUGUUUCUAAAAAGUUGUUCAGGGAACAAUCAAACAGGUAAAAAGUUGUUAUAGAGAAACAAUCAAACAGAUUAAAAGUUGUUAUAGCGAAACAAUUAAACAGAUUAAAAGUUGUUAUAGAGAAACAAUCAAACAGAUUAAAAGUUGUUAUAGAGAAACAAUCAAACAGAUUAAAAGUUGUUAUAGAGAAACAAUCAAACAGAUUAAAAGUUGUUAUAGAAAAACAUUCAAACAGAUGACGAGUUGUUAUAGAGGAAAAUUAAACAGAUAAAAAGUUGUUUUAGAGAAACAGCCAAACAGGGAAAAAGUUGUGUAAUGCUUAAAAAAAAUCUCUGGAAUAGAAAUCACUUCAUGGGCUCAAAACCGCUUCCAAAGACCAUAGUCUGUGAACACAGUUCAUCAGUUCAUCCUCAAAUGAGGUUUAAACUGAGCCAUGUAAAGAGGAAACCAGAUAGAAACAGGAUCCAGAAAAACCAGAGACUUCUCUGGACCUGAACCUGUUUAAGGUGGACUGAGGGGAAGAGGAAAAAACUGUCAUGUGGGCUGGUUAAUCAAAAUCUGACAUUCUUUCUGGAAACCAUGGACCACCCAGCCUGUUAUCAGCUCUCAAUUCAGAGCCUACUAUAGGUAGCCUCCAGUUAAACAGCUGAGCAGCUGAAAACCUCUUUCAGGCCAGAAUAGGACAACACUUCACUUUCAAACUCCAGAAACUGGUCUCCUGGGUUCACUAACAUUUACAGAGAGUUGGUGAAAGAAGAGCUGAAGGGACAUGAUGAGAAACAUGAACCUGGAACUACUUUUUACAAACAUGCUAAUGCAUCAAAUUUAAAAUGAGCGGAGAUCUUUCAUUAAACAAACUAUAUGUAGUUCCAGCAUAUGAUAUAUUGCCUUUGCACUGUUUUCAGACAAAUACGUGACUCAAAUCAAUUAAAAGGAAUUAAUUUCUAUUUUUCUGAAAAUUUAAACUUGGGGUUUUAAAUGGGAGUAACUUGCAUUUUGUUUUCGCUCUUCAUGGUUCAGACUGGUUCAGACUGGUUCAGACUUAUUUCUGUCCCUCUGUUUCCCCCUUUCAGGUCUCAGCGGGGACCCUGCGGAUCUGGAGCGUCGGGGACAAACAUAUGGUCAGAACUUCAUCCCCCCAAAGAAACCCAAGACAUUCCUGGAGCUGGUAUGGGAAGCCUUACAGGACGUCACUCUUAUCAUCCUGGAGGCCGCUGCCAUCAUCUCCCUUGGCCUCUCCUUCUAUCAGCCGCCUGGGAAAGAAACUGAAUGUGAGGGGGGUGGAGGGGAAUGGCUGGGAGGGGAGGUGUGAGAGGGUGGAAAAACACAGAGGGAGGUAGAAGUUCAAUGAGCAGAUCAGGAGUGACUCACUGGAAGUUCAACUGCAAUAAGAGAAGAAAACACAAAAUUCGAGGCAGGGCGUUCCUUGUCCUGUUUAUCUGAAAGUGUUCCUCUAUCACAGUGGUUCUCAAGUCCAGUCCUCGAGGCCCACUGUCCUGCAUGUUUUGGAUGUUUCCCUGCUCCAACACACCUGAUUCAAAUGAUCAGCUCGUUAUUAAGCCAUUACAGAGCUUGAUAAUGAGCUGAUCACUUGAAUCAGGUGUGUUGGAGCAGGGAAACAUCCAAAACAUGCAGGACAGUGGGCCUCGAGGACUGGACUUGAGAACCACUGGUCUAUCACACUGUGGAGACCUGAGACCACAGAGCUGAGGCUGGAGCUCAUACCCAAAUACUUAUGCAAAAUCAGGAAAUACAAUGAUUAAAUCAAAGAAAUACAUCCUGAAACAAGUCUUAUUGUUAUCUUGUCUUGUUAAAGUUUGUUUGUAUGUUUAAAAUGUAAAAGUAAAAAAAUAAGGACAAAAAAUACAAAGAGAGAGAAAGAUGACUUAACUGGGUGUGUCAGCAACAUUUGAAGGUAAUACAGGUGGUAGGUGAACUCAGUGAGUGGAAAGAUAAAACACAAGAGAGCUGUGGUUCAGUCUGAAACCUUAUAGAGCAUCACAGAUGACUGCUUCACGCACAGAAUAUCCUCCCAGUAGUUUUAUUUUUGUUUUAAAUGUUAUGAAUAUUAUCUCUGAUGCACUUUACAAUGGUAAACUCAGACUUUUGACACAGCUGCUGCACACUUACUCCUCAACUUCUCCUCAAACCCUCAACAGAAGAGCUCAGGGUUGGUGGGUGGAUGAUCUGUUAAUGUCUUCCUGAUUUUCUGCCUUCUCUGGUAAGUUCGAUCACUGAUAAAGACUCCCUUUCCCAUUUGUUGCAGCGUGCGGGAACGUGGCGGCGUCUGUAGAGGAUGAAAGCGAAGGCGACACUGGCUGGAUUGAGGGCGCAGCCAUCCUACUGUCAGUCGUGUGCGUUGUCCUGGUGACGGCGUUUAAUGACUGGUCCAAAGAAAAGCAGUUUCGGGGUCUGCAGAGUCGGAUCGAGCAGGAGCAGAAGUUCACUGUCGUGCGGAAAGGAAAUGUCAUCCAGAUCCCUGUGGCAGGCAUGGUGGUGGGGGACAUAGCGCAGGUCAAAUACGGUGAGGUCACAUCACACAGACAAAGACACUUCACUGGACAGUAAUCUGUUUUUAUACCUUUCAGUGGAGGGUCUAAUACGUAAGGACUGUCUUAUAGCAACGAUUAACCGAAAACAAAUCAACAUUUGAAACAACUUUCUGCUGUCACCGAGGAUCACAAAAUACUAGCUGUUGCACAAGUGGUACUUAUAUUUUUGCUAUUUUGUUUUAUAAAGCCGUGGCUUUCUGCUUUCUCAUGUUCCAAAUAAGUGAACCUUCAUAGAAAGAAUAAAAUAUACUGCAAUAAAGCUGGUGUGGUUUUAGGAUAUUUUGAUCAGAAUAAACUGCAGAAACUUCCUUAGCUGUCAUAGGACCCUGUAGGAGCUCCUUCAAAGAGUGAACACAACUGAGCCUUGGUGCACACUUUGCAGGAAAAACCAACAGGUCAAAACAUCUCCAGGAACUUUGUUAGUUUACUGCAAAAAGUUGUAGACACCCAGGACUCCUCAAAAACUGUAUCACACUGCAUUUUUGCUUGAAACGCUGAUCCCUGCUACACCCGUGUUCCAGGUCAGAGAUCUAUGUGUAGAAAUUUCUGAAAAUGAAAAGUUAUGAACUCUGAGGAGAUUUAACAAAGGUUUGUGCUGUGUGUGUUCAGGUGACCUGCUACCUGCUGACGGGAUCUUAAUCCAAGGAAACGACAUGAAGAUCGACGAAAGUUCGCUCACAGGAGAGUCAGACCAUGUACGCAAGUCUGCGGAUAAAGACCCCAUGCUGCUCUCGGGUACGAGUUCACCUUUUCGUACUUGAAGCUGAAUUUCUUUGACAUUGUUGUGUUAGUUACACCAACAUUAGGGUUUGAGUUAUUCUUGAAACACCAGACCUUUGCUGAUCCCACAAAUUAUCAUUGCAACUAUAUUUGUGUGGAAUAAAUGAGAAAAUCAUGUAAAAAAAAUGCAGCAAAAGGAAACAGAGAAGCAAUAUCAUAAGGUCCAGAAAGGCUGACGUGUGAUUUAUAUGUUUAGGUUAAAACCUGUGCUAACUUUUUUGGCAACUGUGUUGUGUCUCACUGAGUUUGCAUAUACUUGCAUACAAACGGGCAGUUUAAAUUUUGUAAUGCCAAAAGUGUAAAAGCUGCACACAUGCAUCUCAGGUAUCAAAUCGUUAUGCAACAAGAUAUCAUUAAAAUGAUGAAUGCACUCUGGAGCCAGAGCUGCAGAUAUGAUAUAUUUGAUAUUUGAGACACUACAAGUGUUUGCUGAGUUGGAUGUGAAGGACUUGUUUCUAAAAUCCUCUGAGGGUCUGUUGCAGAGCUGUGCUGGAAGCCAGAAAAACAACAAUAUAAUGAAACAUUCUGCUGGUGUUUUUUUUAAUGUGCAGUAAAUCCCAACACACUACACAGUGGAUACAAAGGCCCAUUAUAAAAAAAAAAAUCUUCUUGAAUGACCUGUGAAAGAAAGACAGGGAGAGCAACAGGAGCUGUAAGACUGAGAAAAUACUAGUGAUACAUAAUGACACAUACAGGGUUAAAUUCAUGGGCUGGCAUCUUUAAAAUGUUCUUAUUAAACAGGAGGAAAAAAGACUUUUUAAAACAGUUAACCAAGAAAAUAAAAACAUUUACUUUUUAAGUUUUGGAAAGAUUAUAGUUACAUAAGUGAAAUAUGCAACUGUCUUAUAGAUCAAGUGAAAGCUGUAGGAUGUGAAUAAAACACUAGGUAAUGUCACAUUAAGGGAGUGAUUAAAGCAAAUAAGUCAUUUUUAACUUUUGGACUGAGUCUAAGAUCUGUCACGAUCUGUUCUAGAAACUCCUCCAGCUUCCCUUGAAUAUUUUAGAUGAUACAGCUCUCCUCAGCAGCACAUUGAGCAGUAUUUGUUUGUCUUUAGGUACCCAUGUGAUGGAGGGCUCGGGCAGGAUGCUGGUGACAGCGGUGGGUGUUAACUCUCAGACUGGCAUCAUCUUCACCCUACUGGGUGCUGGAGAGAUGGAGGAAGAAGGGAAGGAGAAGAAAGGUGAGUAAAAGAGAGGAAUCCGUGGAGAGACAUUAAUUUGACAGAGUCAAUGUUCCACACUGCACCGAGAGAAACAUGGAAAUGAAUUGUAAAGAAUUAACUGCAGCUUUGAGGUGAUGUUAGAAGAAGGAGCCUCAGACUGAAUAUUUAAUGAUGACAAAGAGGCACGAAUUGUUCUGUUGAUUAAAGAUGCAAACUAGAGGAGGAAGUUAACAAGUGUUAACAAAAUAUUCAGAAAAAACAGGUUUCAUGCAUCUUGGUUACAGUAAAGAUAGGGCAUUAUUUUAGAGUAAUAUCCAGCCAGUGAACAUGAACUCACAGCCAUUGAUUAGUGAUUAUGAUUACAGACCUACCAGGCACCGACACCCAGAGGGUGGGGGACAACUUAAUGGAAAAAUCAAUAAAAUAAACAGAAAGAGAGACAAAGUGACCAAAAAGAGGAACAGAACAAUGACAAAGAGGCACAAAACAGACACAAAAAUACACAAAACAAACACAAAGAGACACAUUACAGACACAGAGACACAAAACAGACAUUAAAAGACACGAAACAGACACAAACAGACAUCAAAACAGACACAAAACAGACACAGAGACACAAAAGAGACACUAUAAGACAUCAAAACAGACACAAAGAAACACAAAACAGACACAGAGACACAAAAGAGACACUAUAAGACAUCAAAACAGACACAAAGAAACACAAAACAGACACUAUAAGACAUGAAACAGACACUAAAAGAAACUAAACAGACACAAAAAGAAACCAAACAGGCACAAAAAGACACAAAGAGGCACAAAACAGACAGAAAGAAAUGCAAAACAGACACUGAGAGACAAAAAACUGGCAGAGACACAAAAUAAAAACAACAAGGCACAGACUGUUUCUGUAAUAUGCGUCCACUUGCUGGUGUCUUUUAUCCACUCACUAAUUCCACUGACGUAAAGGUUUUCAUUAAUGACAGUUGUGGUUUUCUGUGAUUUGUACUCUCCAUGUAUGAUAACUUCACAAACUCCUUGUUUGCUGCAUUUAUUUUGUAUACACAACCGUCAUCAGGUACAAACAGCCUUUAGGAGACAAAACAACAACACAAACACACAAAAACAGCCUAGAAGAGAAACAGAAACAACACAAACACAGAAACAUAGAAAAACACUGUCACUGUUGUUUUGUGUCUCCUCAGUCCUGGGGUUUUGGGUCUCAUAAUCCACACACACACCAUGGCCUCUGUGCAUGCGUCUCUCUCUCUCUCUCUCUCUCUCUCUCUCUCUCUCUCUCUCUCUCUCUCUCUCUCUCUCUCUGUCGAAAUAGUUGGGUGCCUAACUGAUCUGAGAUAAGAGCUCCGACAGGAAACACACCAGUUUAACCUCAUCGAUAAUUUAGCCCACAUCCUCCCCAUCCUUCCCUCUCUCUCACCCUCUCUCCCACUUUCCCUCUCGCCCACCUCCCCCUCUCUUUCAGACUCUUCAUCAUCUCUCUUUCUCAUGUUUACCCCUCUCCUGUGCCCUCUUUCACUUUCCUCUCUCCCUUUUCCCUCCCCCCUCAUUCCUCUCCUCUUCCUCCCUUAAUCUGAGCGAGAGAGUCUGAAUCACACUGAAUCAAUUAUUGAGAGAGCGGGGGAGAUUCAGGGAAGAGUGUUGGUUGGUCAAAGCAUUAGUGUCUGUGCUGAAAUUUGUUUUGGACGCUUCCUGCAGUCAGAGCAAGCUGCAGACAACAACAGAGGCUGCACGUACUUUCAGAAGCACUUAAGGUUAAUGUCAUUACCGGAGCAUCCAUCCGUGCUUCUUCUUCUUCAUCUUCUUCUUCUUCUUCUUCUCUAGCUGCAGCUUUGCCCUGCACGGGAAUGUUUCAAAGAUGAUUUGUGCUUCUUCAAAGAGAGCAGAACAUGCAGAGAUGCAGCAGCUGACAGAAACAAAUGGGAUGAUUUGAUGGAGAAGGAUCCGUUUUUUAAGAGCUGUUGUGGUGUGAUGCAGUGGGUGCUGCAGCCUCUGUGGGCUCCAUUAUUCAGACAGUCAUUUACUGGAGCUCAUACAUUAUUCAUACGACUUCUACAAAUGCCAGAACUUGUUAGUUUUUCUGCAUGUGAUGUGGGUUUGCUGUGGGGCUGUUUACUUCUCUCUUUGAUCUGUCUCUCUGAUUUCAGUUGGAGGUUAUAUUUAGUUCAUUUUUUUAAUUUCUGUUAAAACACAUUUAUAACUUGCGUUUUUAUACUUUGCUUUUUGCUCUCUUUUGUUCCCCCUUUUUUGACCGAAUCCUCUCAUGUGCCCCCCCUCCUCACACGCCCCCCCAAACAGAGGACAGUCCUCAGUGUCCCACCUCCACAGAAGCCAGUUUCAGCACAGUGACCAAUGGUAUGUGAGCAUUGAGUUGUGUGCCCCACCCCCCGCCCCUCCCUCAGCCAAUAAAUAGCCUUCAGUGCUCAGUGCAGUGACCUCUGACCUCUGAUGGAGUCGUAGAAAUGUCUCUCAGUCUCUAACCUGGUGUAUUGAGAUGUGUAAACCUCCAUUUCUGCUCCCUUUGGUUUGUUUUUGUGCUUUUUGUUGGUGGUUGGUCAUCCCUCAGCUCACAUGUGAAUGCUCUGCUGACUCAUGACUGUUCAUCAGUCUCUGUUUAACUCCUCUUCUCUUUCUCUCAGGUAAACAGCAGACAGAUGGAGCUGUGGAGAAUAAUCAGAACAAAGGUAAAAACUGUCAACAUGUUUGUGCCUCCAGUUUGGUAUGGAUGUGGGAUGAGCAGAGGAGUUAUUUUCACAAAAAAACCAAAAAACAAGCUAAGACAAUCGGGACGUUUCCAUGCACGCUAAAGAUGAGUAAUCGUUAAACCUCGUUUAGGGGAUUUAACUUGUUCACUGUCUUUGUCCAAGUCUACAAACACAAGCCAGAAAAAAACAUGAUCUGCUCCUGCUACAGUAGGAGGCAGUAUGCUCAUUAAUUCUGGGCUAUCUCCUAGUUGACCCAAUACAACAUGUACCAAAACAAUUGACAAACAAAUCGGCAAGUCGCUAAGAGAAUGUAGGUCAAACAGUGCAAACACCAGAGCUGAUACAGCGUGACACUGCAGUGCACACAGGGCUGCAGUUUCAUGCCCUUAUUAUAUGGUCAAUAAAGUUGAGUACUCAUAAACUUAUCGGGAACAUUAAGUACAAACUUCAAACAUACAAGGACGUGACAUCCAUUCGUUUAAGACCACAGGUGCAAACUACUCUCGGGUUACGGGCAGGUUUAUAAGCCUGACCCAGGCUUCUCUCAAAACCUGUCUUUACAAUAAAUAUACAUAUAAAAAAGACAGUAACACUUUAUAUGAACCCACCUCUUAGAAUGCAUACAAGCACAUUUAUAAUGCCUUACAAAUGAGGCUUUAUAACAACCAUUAUAAGUGAUUAUAAACAUUCACAACAGCUUAUAGCAAUGUUAAUGAAGAGUUACAAGAGUAAACAUAAACAGAAGGUUUUAUGGAUGUGCUUAGGAUGCAUUAUAAGAGGUGGAUCAUGUAACAUGUUAACGAGAAAACUUCAGACAGUGAUGGAGAAUGAGGCCCAGUGCCUUAAAGGUGGGGUAGGCAGGAUCUGAGGAAGUGCCAGUUUCGGGGAGAAAUCUUGAAUGUAAACACUACCCCCCUUACAACUAGUUUUCCCCUCAGCUCCUCCUCUGCCCUUCUUCUCUGCUCCAGGAAGCCCCGCCCACAAAUAGAUGCUUCUGCUCGCUUGUUUCAUUUCAAUUAAAUUCAGAUAUAAUGCAGAUAAAUACUUAAGAUAAUUACAAAUGGGGCCCAUUCAACGUGACAGUAAAAAGCAUUGGUGCUACUGUAGAUGCCAAUAGACUACCAGCAAACACGUUUGCAGCACUUUUUAGCUCUUGCCCUGGUGGUCUACCUCCUUUUUAAGCAGAGGUUAAGCGGACAAUUUUCUGUACUUUCUGGUUGGUUUCUACUGUCUGAUAUUGUAGCACACUAACUUUGUUUGGGCUUCUGAACGAUACAGGUAGCAGCGUCUGCCUCACAACCAAUCAGGAUAGGGGAGGCGGAGAAUGGCUUUGUUUACAGUCAGAAAGAGCGGAGCGCUCAAAAACUUUAAAAUGUUGACUACACAGACAUAACAAAACAAAGCAAUAUCAUUGUAUUACCAAAUUUCAUCAAUAACUAAGAGCUAUUGACUGAUAUUAAAAGCUUUUUUGUAUAUACACCACAAAAAAAGAUCUUCUUUAAUGGAUUCCUGCCUACCCUACCUUUAAUACAGUACUGAAACUGGUGUGGAUGAGUUCACUGCAGGUGCAGAGCAGAUCUGAGGUUGUUUUUUGUUUUUUUUCUUUUGUGUUUCAGCCAAGAUGUCGGAUGGGGGUGUUGCCAUGGAGAUGCAGCCUCUGAAGAGUGCAGAAGGAGGUGAGGUGGAGGACCGAGAGAAAAAGAAGACCAGCGUCCCGAAGAAAGAGAAGAGCGUGCUGCAGGGCAAACUUACCAAACUGGCUGUUCAGAUCGGCAAAGCAGGUAAACCAACAGCACACCUAAUCGGAACAGCUGUGGUUCAGGAACUUUCUGCACCGAAAACAAACACAUCGGAAAUGUGAAAUUUAGCAGAAGAUGUAAUAAGUCUUGUGAUUCUUUAUCAUAGCUCUUUAACAGACAAGUUUAAGGUGUGAUCUUUUUGUAAAUUUGGUGAAAUGAGAUUACACAGAUGACAUGGUGAAGUGAUUUAAAGUCAAGAUUUAUCAAAUGACAUACUGAUAUCCUCUCUUUGGUCUCUUUUUCUCCCCUCAGGUUUGGUGAUGUCAGCCAUCACCGUCAUCAUUCUGGUGCUGUACUUUGUCAUCAACACGUUUGUCGUUGAAGGUUUGUGUGUACACAUCUGAGGAAAAAAAACACACAUUAACACAUACUGAAACUCCUAGCUACACCAAUUGUGUGUCCUAUCCAUGUUCUCUGACAUGAAGAUUUUAAUUGGGUCAAAGUCAGAUUAGAUUUUUUUUUUUAAAUUUGAUUGAAUUGAAGAUGUUUCAGCAAACUGAUAUUAGUGUAGUUUUAAAGUAGUCUAAUUAAAGAAUAUGUUUUUCAGACAGGAGCACAUUAAAUUGAUAAUUUGAAACUUUAUCCACUUUGUGAAUAAAUGAAGAAGUAUAAUUAGUAUUUGCUAAAUAAGUCAGCAUCUGCUUUUACACUGCAGGGGAUCAUGUGUUACCUAAAAGAGAAGGUUUGUGUUGAAGUGAAGCUCCACUCCGAUCAUUUCAGGGACAUUUUAAGAGGACAAAGCAGACUAAUGACUCGGACAGUUAACAUCGUCUUAACACACUGAAUAAUGUGUGGCAGGUCGCUCAUGGUUGGCAGAGUGCACUCCGGUCUACAUUCAGUACUUUGUCAAGUUCUUCAUCAUUGGGGUCACUGUGUUGGUCGUGGCCGUCCCAGAGGGCUUACCGCUCGCCGUCACCAUCUCUCUGGCUUACUCUGUCAAGGUAAGAAAUCUCUGAAAGCUCUCUGAACAAAUUUCUUGCUUCUGUUUAAUUGAUAUUUUCAUGCGUUCAUACCGAACACAAGCAGAUGUAACCCCUGAAUUCCUCCCAGAGUGGGAUUAUUAAGGUUUUUCUGGCUCUAAAGUCUGUGUUUGUUUAAAACUAAUGUUUGAUUUGAAGUUUGGUUCGUGCCUGACCGAAAAGCUUCUGGUGUGUACCCUGGUUUGGGAGACUCCAUGUGAAAGUUUGCUUAUGUACCAAACAGUUUGCCAUCUCACUAACAAACAGUGAAAUUUCCUUCAAUUCAUUUUCUCAUGUUAAAUGUGGAGUGAGUUUCUGUAACCACGGAGAAAUUUGGUCUAGUUUAACACAUUGGGAUUUUUUUUUUUUUAUUUAUGAUAUAUUUUGGGUUUUUUUCGGCUUUUAUUCUGAAAGGACAGACAGUGGCUUGAGCAGGAAACUGUAAAAGAGAGAAGUGGGUAGGAGCCUGUGAAAGGAAGUACAGAAGUGCAAGAUCCUGACCCUCCAGCUUGAGGACUGUUGCUUCUGUACAUGGGUUGCCCGACUUCAGCUCUAGGCCACACUGGGGCCCCCUCUGUAUUAGUUUGAUAUGAAGUACAGAUUUAUCAGUUUGUAAAGAAAUGCAUGCCUCUGUGUUGGACACUGGAGGUAUCUGUAAGAAAUGUUGUGUUGUACUGUAGUAUUUUCUACCAUCACUGAUGUAAAAUUACCCGACUUUCUUUACUUAAGUAGCCUCAUAAAACAUUAUAAAGGCUUUUUGCAAAAAUAAAUUUUGGUCUCAAAACUGACCAGAGUUGUUGGGAUGUCGGAUAUGAUGGCCUUUCAGUUUUCAGAGUCUGUGUCUCGAGUUGAAAGCUAACUUUAUCCUCCCUCUGUUACAUCUAAAUAUUUUUCUUCUGAUUGUUUAUGUUUUCACUUUAAGCUGGUAGGUUAUGUUAUGAUUUGUACAAGGAUGCUUAACUGGAUCAUGUUAAAGAGAAAUAGAUGAGGACCCAGGAUUGAGCCUUGGGGAACUCCACAUAUCUUGUCAGUAUGCUUGGAUGAAUCAUAAAGUGUCACAGAAUUCUUCCUGUUAUAUGAGAGUCACACUUAUACCAGCACUGAUUCACUCCAUCCAGGUUUAGUCUAUUUUGGGUUUUACUAUGUCAGAGUUUAAAUUCUAAGUGGGUCUUUAAACUUUCACCUGAAUCAUAAUCAUCAUACCUGAAUAUUUAUACUUUAUAUUGUGCAGCUGAUUUAUCAAUUGUGCUGUAUUAGGUUGAGUAAAAGUCCAAUUUAAAGCAAAAUAAGUAAACCAGACCUCGGUUAAUGAAAUGAAUUUGCCCCAGUGCGUUGUAAAUCAUUAAUUUCCUCCUCUCAAUCCAUUAUCAUUCACUCCUGUCCCGCCCUUCCUUCCACCUCUCUGUCACAUCCUGUCUGCCCUCUGUCACUCCCUCAUUUGUAGAAAAUGAUGAAGGACAACAAUCUCGUACGUCACCUGGAUGCAUGUGAGACAAUGGGAAAUGCCACGGCCAUCUGCUCCGACAAGACGGGCACCCUCACCACCAACCGCAUGACGGUGGUUCAAGCGUUCGUAGGUGAGCCAAAAGCAAAUGACCCUGAGCAGUUAACUUGUGCUGUAAAAUUCUGUAGGAGACAGGUGUCGAUCCUGGGCUCUGCCAUGAAUCUUAUAUGAUAUCUGAAGUUGACAACUGUAUAGAUAUUUUAUUACAGCAUGCUUUGUUUUUUCUUUGUCUGUGCUCCUUGUCUGGAGGUGAAGUUCUGAACAAAAAGUAGUAAUGGCCUUGUAAAUCUAAUUGAUAUUUCACAUUUUACCUGGAGUCAAGUACUCCCCACUGAAACUAAUAUAAAUGAAGAUAAAGCCCUUUUUCUGCCACUAGCUUGUUCCUGUUUCUGUAUCACUGAAUAAAAUGUGCCAUAGUGCCCGCAUACACUGACCUCAUUGACGUCUGUUCAUGCAUCAUAUCUGUGACAAAAAGCAGACGGAUAAUGCAUGCAGGCUGAAUGUAGAGAAAUAUAAUUUAUGUGCAUUAAAGUCAGGUUGUUCUUGUCCAGGUGACGUUCACCAUCGUGUGAUCCCAGACCCUGGGCAGAUCAACCCCCGGACUCUGGAUCUGUUAGUCAAUGCUAUUGCAAUCAACAGCGCCUACACCUCGAAGAUCAUGGUGAGUCAUGCACACACACACACACACACACACACACACACACACACACACACACACACACACACACACACACACACACACACACACACACACACACACAGAUGCUAUUGUUUUUCAGAGGGUAUCUCCUGCCUGUUCUCCAUUUUUGAAAACCAUUUUUUAUAUGGUAAUUUUUGAUCACCAUGUCUUCUUACCUCUUACCUCCUUUACUCCCUCCCUGUCCUCUGUGAUCCCCCACCUCCUCCUUUUUGUCAGCCCCCUGAUGUGGAGGGGGGUCUGGCUAAGCAGGUGGGCAACAAGACAGAGUGUGGCCUGCUGGGAUUUGUUUUAGACCUGCAGCAGGACUACACCCCUGUCAGAGAGCAGAUCCCCGAGGAGAGACUGUACAAGGUAAAACCCCGUACCCCCACCACACACAGAGCUGUCACAGAGCAUCAAUUUGCCCUGUAUUAAAGUUUAUGUCUAGGAUAGCUUUAAAAGAGUUCAAAAUCAUUUUUUUACUCCCGACUUCAAAAUGUUAUUGGCAAAACUUAAGAAGCACCACAACCACAUUAUAAAUGAACAUUUCUGGUUUUUAAAACAGCACUAUCACUGAGGCUUUACACAUCAGGGGUUGAUAUUUGGUUUCCUGGCUCUCUGUUAUUGUCCACGUGACAUUCACCAUUGUGUGAUUUGUCUAUCUCUGUACCGAGGCUGAGGCAUCAAAAUGUCCCUGCCUAUGAACUGUGUUAAACUUUACAGAUUAGCUCUAUGUACAUUUGUUUCAGACAUGCAUAAAGCAGCAGUUUCAAACUCAAACUACAUUUUUUUGAGUUUUGAAUAUUCAGUCUCCUAUUGUUUUCAGGAAGAUGCAAUGUAGAAUUUGUGUUUUCAGAGUACGGAAUAUAAAGAUAUUAAAAAAGACAAAUAAAAUUUAGUCUUGAAGAACAACCUAUUGACAUCGUAAAAACAUCAGAUUUUAUGGAGUUUAAAAAAAUAGACUAGAUUCAUGAAAACCAACUUUAAAAACAGAAUUUCCUCCUCUGAACCAUGUGUUUGUUGGAUCUGCUGCAUGUUAGGAUUUUUAUCAGCUAUUACAAAUUUUAUUAUUUAACUUUGACCAGGAGAAAUAUUAUGCUUAUACUUUACAAGAGGUUGUCUUACAGAAUUUUAUAUUAUUUAAUGCAGUAACAGGUUUUCAGUCAUUAUCUUGUGGAAGCAAAGUCAAAGGAGUGAAUGAUAGAUUCUGAAAAACAGCUCUGAACCCCCUCAGACUCAGACCCUCUUAUAUUUACAUACCAGACAUUAUGGGAACAAACCACACUCUUUCUUUCUUUCUUUCGCUCUCAGGUUUAUACAUUCAACUCUGUCCGUAAAUCCAUGAGCACGGUGAUCAAACUGCCUGACGGAUCCUUCCGCCUCUACAGCAAAGGAGCCUCUGAGAUCAUGCUGAAGAAGUGAGUGAUGGAGGAGGGUUAGGGAGGUGGAGGAGAUCUGGUGUCAGAUAGAACUGUCAGAAGACACCGCCCUGAAAGUUUUCAUUUACAAAACAAAAUCUUUUCUCUGUCCUCAGGUGCUCCUACAUCAUGGAUGCUAACGGAGAGCCUCGCAGCUUCCGCCCCCGCGACAGAGACGAGAUGGUCAAACAGGUGAGACAUCUUGGUUUGAAGAUUGAGCUGGAGGGCAUUAUUUUCUUUGAAAUGAUUCAUAUUCAACUGAUAUUUUUCAGUGUAAAGAUACAUAUAGUCAAAGAAAUGAAAGCAGCAUGUCAACAAAAACACCCACGUAGGAGUUUCUCUAUUUCUCCAUCCCCUCAAUCUUAUGACAGUCUGAAUCACUGCUUUAUGUCCACAGUCUUUACCUUGUGAUUGGUCACCCAGGACAGCCUAUGAUGAAGGAGAGAAAUUAUGAUGAAUUCCUAUUAUGGACUUUGUGAAUUUGUUCUUAAAAGUUUCAGUUUUGUCGUGUUUCGAAGACACACAGUACCCUAUCCUUGAGGUCCUGUUAUGUCUCUUCCUCUGCUGUGAUUUUAAAACCUGUUGUUUGUUUUAAUCAAAUAAGGAUUUUAAAAUUAAAAUACAGUAUAUAACUUUUUUACUUCUUCAACAGUUUUCUCUUGUUUUGACCUCUCAUUUUUUAUUUGAACUCAGCAAAGAGUUCUUAAUAGUUUAUUAUUUUAUCCUGACAGUCCUUAGUGCAGAUGGAAUUGAGGCAGACUGACAAAAUGUCUCCAAACCACGACAGGAGGUCCUCCUAACUGAGUCCAAAUACAGUAUUGAUAUCAGAGGUCAGAUUUCUGUAGAGGACUCAGCAGAGGAGACGGUGAGGGUCGUCACUUUGUCACAAACUGGACCGAGGACGCAGGACAGCGUUUCCAGUGUGUCAUUCUGAUAUGAAUUAAAGUGGAUCCUCUUGGUGGAACAGAAAACCGAGACGCUGAGUCGCGCCUAAUAAACGCUGCCUAAAUACUUUAACAGUGGUUUCAAUGCUCAGUUUUAAUGAUAAUAACAUUAUACGCUUCCUUCUAAGGAGUUAGGUGAGAGGUUUGAUACCACUCCUCUGUCUGUUAUCUGAGAGUCUGAUUCACUAAAGCAGUGAGCAGCUCCUGCGCUGUUAAACCUGAGCUGAUGGACACUGGCUAGAGUUAAAUGCACUGAAGACCUCCAUGUGAGGUGAAAUCAGUCCCUAACUCACAAACACUGGUGCUCACAGCCACAAGCUGUUGGAGUGAAAUUUUCAUUGACUGCUGAGGGUUUGUGCGAACAGCAGUAGUAUUUAAGAUGAUGUCAUGCUGAAACUUUCCCAUGAUCAAGGCAACAAUUUCACUUCUGGAUGUCCCAAAAAUAUCACACCUGUACAUAAAGUCUGUCAGUGUCAGCUUUUAGUCGGGGGGGUAAAUCAAUCAGAGUUUGUCCAUGGCUCAGCCCACUUAGGGGCUCUCUCUCUCUACAUGUGUGGUGAUGGUCUGAAGCCUUUGGACAGGAUCAGGACGGUCAUUUAAAGCUGCUCUUGGAGAAACUUCUGACAUAAACGGAGAAGCUUGAAUCUCAUCUCAUCAUGACUCAUCUUCCUAUAGCACUCUAAAUUUUAUCUUCUCUCCAUCCAGCUCAUCUGCUGUAUGUGGAUUGUUAGGAGUUUUGUCAGGAUGAGAGUGCACAGUGGAGCUCUGCUUCGCAGAGAGUGUUAAUGUUGAUGACUCAUCUUUGCAGUCAGACCCAACACAAGAGCAAACUGCACAGGGCUGCAAAACUCUGUGGAUGCAGUUGCGCUUGUGUUUUCAUCUGUGUAAUGCCCUUUGGGAAAACGAUACCAGGUGAUAUUUGCAACCACAAUCUGUUCUUAGUGAAUCUGCCCCUGAAUGUAAAACUGAUUAUACCUGAAGCAGAGAGAAGCAAGCCCUCUCAGCAAGCCCUCUGUCCAAACUGCAUGCAGCGUGUUACAGAAACUAAAACAUACAGGGUCUUCAAGGGCAGACAGUCUGCAACAGCUCUGCAAAUGCAGAAACAAUACAACUUCAGAAGCACAUACUAAAACAAAUGCAACUUUAUGCUGCAGAAAGCUGCUCAAAAUAGCAGCUACACAGAACCUGCUUAAAUCUCAAGCAGUGAAAAAAAUAUCAUCCCUGCAUUCCUCACCAUGUAUUCACUGUGGCUGGUGAUCCAACUCAGACUCUCCUGGUUGCAGUAAUCUGAAUGUUACGCCCUGAUGUCUUGCUUUGCGGCUUUUUCCUCCAAACAAGUUCAGUUUCUGGUCAUUUACCUGAUCCUUUUUAACGACAAAGCUGUGUCACUUAGCGCCAAGCCCCUCUGUUAACAAGUCUCAUUUGCAUCUUUUACCUUUAUCUGCAGUUGUUUUCUGAUUUUGUGCAUCUUUGCUGGACAUCAUUUGUAUAUUUGCAGUGCAUUUGCUGUUAAUGCAGUCCUUCAUGCUUUUUGCAGCCCCCUUUUUUUCAGUUGCAGAGCCUUUCCAUCGCCGUUUUUUUUUUAACCUUUGCAGAUUCUUUUAAAGAUGUAUUUUUCAUGCAUUUGCUUGUUUUUCCCCCUUAUUAAAAUCAUUCUGGCUAUUGCACACUAUCUAAGCUUGUGGGUCACUAUGUACAUGAGCAUUACAGCUCAGUGAAGCAUGAGCAACAGCAGUCUUAUCAGUAUCGUUUUAGUUCAAACUCAAAGACCCCGAUAAGAUGAUAAAAUCCUUCUUCAAACAAACAGAGAGUCAACUGAGGAUUUCUCUAGACACAGGAGAGAUUUCAUCGUACUGUUUGGAUCAAGUAGAAAGUAGAGCAGGUGAGUUCAGUUUAUUCCGAAGUCAUUUGAAAGUUUUUUAUUUUUUAAAUUGAAGACGAGAAAAGAGGUGGAGAAGAUAAAAGCAUGCGUAACAGCUUCUACUUCUCCAGAAUUAGAAAAAAGAUCCUGUUCCUGCAGUGUUUCUGAGAGGAUUAAAACAUGACUGGACAAGCAUGAAUCCCUGUCAAACAAAACAUCAAGGUUUCGUGCAGCAGGCUGGAGAUGAUGUGAGCCUCAAACUAAAAUUUAAUGAAACUAUCUGAGAAGUUUGGAGGGAAAAUGUCUAUUUGGAAGAAUUCUUAACAAGGAGCUCCAGCCAGCCUUAGGGAACAGGGAGAGAGAGAGAGAGGAAGAGAGAGAGAGAGAAAACAAGCGAUAUUCUGUCACAGAUUGUGGAUUAAAAUAUGAAAUAUUUUCUCUAAUCUUGACAUGCCAUGUACAGUGUUUGAGUUAAUAUGCUGAGACAGUGUGAGCUAAAGUGUGUAAUAGUCUUUAGUCAGGAAGGACAGCAGAGCGGGACAACAUGCAGUAAAGGGACAAUGAUUGACAUGGAUCUGCAGUGGUGUCAUAAUCAGCAGACAAACAAAUGUUUCAGAUAUUCAAAAAUAACCUAUCCUGCUGUACCAGUCUGGGUCUUGCUGCUGUAUUUCUGCUCGUACAGUCUCUGCAGAGUGUAGUUUCACUGACUGACGGGCUGACUGACCUAAAUCUGGCUCAUGAUGAACACAGCUUGUGCCCAGAGAAAAAUAACUCAGCUCCUUACACAACUUUAUUCCAGCUCGCUUGUUUCGUUUGCAUUUUGGCAUCUUUAUGUCACCUCCUCUCUCCAUCACGCUGUCUUCAUUCUGCUGUCUGUGAGGGGGCCGGGGGUCUUUCCCCUCAGCCGUGUCAGAAACAACCACAAAGGUACUCGCAAGGUCAGCGCACAGAAACUUCAGACCGUGCUGCAGUUUCUCACGGUCUAAUCAUCAUGGGACUUUUCAUAAACUGAAAUCUGUUUGUGGAAAAGCUCAAACCUGUGAAUGAUUGAUUGACAGGUUAUUGAGCCGAUGGCGUGUGAAGGCUUGAGGACCAUCUGCAUUGCAUUCCGUGACCUGCCAUCCAAUCCGGAGCCAGAAUGGGACAAUGAGGCAGAUAUUGUGACAGAGCUGACCUGCAUCACUGUGGUGGGGAUCGAAGAUCCUGUGAGGCCCGAGGUAAAAGGACUGUCAGUGAUGUUUAUAAUAUUUCAAUUAAAUCUGCUUGUCAAAGUUGAUCGGUGUUGUGUUCUCCCCUCUGCAGGUUCCUGACGCCAUCCGUAAGUGUCAGCGCGCGGGCAUCACAGUGAGAAUGGUGACGGGGGACAACAUCAACACAGCCAGGGCCAUCGCUGCUAAAUGUGGCAUCAUCCACCCUGGAGACGACUUCAUCUGUCUGGAGGGCAAAGACUUCAACAGACGAAUCAGGAAUGAGAAAGGAGAGGUGAGCCCGGGUCUGAGGGGGUCAGAGCAGGUCAAAGCAGGGGACACUGACAGUUAUAUGAAACAAUGGAUGUUUGUAAAAUAUCUGAUGUGACAGGGAUGUGCUCAGUCGACAGCAUUGUUUGGUCACAUGGUUGAUUAUCAUGCAGAUUCUUAAAGUCACUUCUGGACUUCAUUCAUGAACUGUUUGUAAAUCUGGGCUUAGUUCUGCAGAAAAUGGCCUCCGUGUCAGAGACAUUCAUAAAACUUUUAUUGAGUCAUAGGUUUAUGUGUCUUUGAAUCCCAAUCAGUUAUAAAACGACAGUGCCCUCUUUUUGGUGAGCAAUCAGCACAAAUCCUCACCUGCAAAUAGCCAAAGAUAACCAUACAAAGAAGUGAUUAUAUGUGCUUCCUGUAGGCUGGAGAGCAUGGUGCAGAGAAAAAAAACAGACAAAGCAGACAAAUGCAGAGAGUGAAUUUGAAUAAAAGCUGAAUAAAAGUAAAGAAAGAUUUUGUACUCCUAUCAAUAGAAGGCUGUUAGUGCGCUCUGUAAGAGUCUGAGUCGCUCUGUGGGCUUCACAAAAAGAUCCAAGCGAUAAAACUAUAGAUGUAUGUGGAUCACACAUGAACUCCCUCCUGUGAACAGUUUCCACACAACUCUGUUCAGUUGAGGUUGGAUGAAGGAGACCCCUUUGGAGGAAAUCUUUAAUGUUUUCUGGGAGAAGGCUGCAUUUUCCCAUGAGCACCAUCACCCAAAGACGUGUGCCUUUCCAGAGUGUGUAUUUAUUGUGGAAGCCAAUAAGUGCAGAUCUUUUUAGUGAUACUUUUCUUUGUUUAGAGUAACUUGGAGUUAUCAAAGAAGAGACAGGCUAACAGAUUCUGUCAUUUUUAUAACCACCCCUCUUUCUUCUUUAAUCUCUGUCUGAUCAGAUCGAACAGGAACGUAUCGAUAAAAUCUGGCCCAAACUCCGUGUGCUGGCUCGAUCCUCACCGACAGACAAACACACCCUUGUUAAAGGUGAGUCUAAAGUUAAAAAUCAUUUAUUUAUUUGAGUUCUUAAUCAUUUAUUCUCUCGCACUGACGGUCUGUUUUCUCCCUACUCUCUGUUUUCAGGAAUCAUUGACAGUAGUGUGAUAGAACAGAGGCAAGUCGUCGCAGUAACAGGUGAUGGAACCAAUGACGGACCAGCUUUAAAGAAGGCCGAUGUGGGCUUUGCCAUGGUAACCUGACACUUCAUUCUUAUUAAUGUUAAUGUGGUACUACAGGUGUUACAGCCUUAUCUCACUUGAAGUCCAACACAUAUACUGAAUGUUUUACUGUUUCUGAGUGUAAAUCUAAAGGAUUCCAUCAGAAAAAUGGCCGUGUGAAACUUUGGUCAAAAAUGUGAGUGUGUUAUUGUGCUGUGUACAGUGUGUGUUGAUUUCGGCUGCAGGCCCUCCUCAGGCUCAGAACAGCAGUGAAACUCCAACAAGACUUCACUGCACGAAUGCUCACAUGAUUCAUGUGGCAUGUGUCUUGUUUUAGGGUAUCGCGGGGACGGAUGUGGCGAAGGAGGCGUCUGAUAUUAUCCUGACUGACGACAACUUCAGCAGCAUCGUUAAGGCCGUGAUGUGGGGACGAAACGUCUACGACAGCAUCUCCAAGUUCCUGCAGUUUCAGCUGACAGUCAACGUGGUAGCUGUGAUCGUGGCCUUCACUGGGGCCUGCAUCACCCAGGUAUAAACCCACACAAACACCUAAAUACACACAUCACCCAGGUACACAUGCACACACACACACUUAAAUACAAACAUUGUACAUUAUAGCAGUAAACACACAAACUUACAACACAGAUAUUUUAUGUAUGUAAAGUAUUCAUGUUCAGGGAUAUCAACCUGCAUGUAUGUCUUUGUAUCUUAAUUAUAAAUCAAUAAUUUCAUUAAGAAAGCAACAGAAAUUUAAAUAUUUACAGUUGAAACUUUUCUUAUAUUUAAAGUCUUUUUUUUCAGGUGUUUGAGGUUAAGCAGUUAAAGUUCCUUUAGAGCAGUGGUUCUCAAGUCCAGUCCUCGAGGCCCACUGUCCUGCAUGUUCCAACACACCUGAUUCAAAUGAUCAGCUCGUUAUGAAGCCAUUACAGAGCUUGAUAACGAGCUGAUCAUUUGAAUCAGGUGUGUUGGAGCAGGGAAACAUCCAAAACAUGCAGGACAGUGGGCCUCAAGGACUGGACUUGAGAACCACUGGUCUAGAGCUUCUGACUAAAUACUUAGAGAGCCAUAAAUAGUGAUCUGAGUGGCAACUUGUGACAGAGCAAUGCUAGUAAAUUACAAGACAAUGAAAAAAGACAAAAAAAUAGACCCUGUUCAAUCACUACAGUCUGAAUCUGGACUCAAGUGAACCUGGUCCCAGAUUAACACUCUUACACUCUGGAUCUGAAUCUGUGUGUGUCUUUGUGUGUGUGCAGGACUCUCCUUUGAAAGCAGUGCAGAUGCUGUGGGUCAAUCUGAUCAUGGACACCUUUGCCUCUCUCGCUCUCGCCACUGAGCCCCCAACUGAGGCGCUGUUACUACGGAAACCAUAUGGACGCAACAACCCACUCAUCUCUCUGACCAUGAUGAAGAACAUCCUAGGACACGGAGUGUAUCAGCUUGUCAUCAUCUUUACCCUGCUGUUCAUAGGUAUACACACACCCACGCACGCACGCACGCACGCACGCACGCACGCACGCACGCACGCACGCACGCUUCUUCCUCCUCUUCUUGCUUUGACUUCUUAUCUAACUCUUGUCUUACUUCUUGUCUUCCUUUUCUUCCUCUUCUCAUUUUUCCUCAUUCUUAUCUUACUCUUUUUCCUUUUCUUUCUUGUACACCUUUUCUUCUCUCUCUCCAUUCUCUUCCUCCUCUUCCUCUGAUUUCUGUUCCUCCCCUUGUUUGUUUUCUCAUUUUUGUCUUCCUCUUCUUUUUGAUCAUCCUUCUCAUCUACUCCCUUUUCUUUAUUAUCUUCCUCCUCCUCUUCUUUCUUCUUGUAUUUCUCCCUCCCUUUUCUUCCUCCUUUAUUUCUUGUUUAUAUUUUCUCUGUUUCUUCCUCACCCCUCCCCUUAUUCAUUCUCUCCCUUUUCUUUUUAUCUCCCUUCUAUUUUGUUGUCAUCUUACCUUUUUUAUUCCUCAUCUUUGCCUUCUCCCUCUCAUCCAUCUUCUUAUCAUCCUCUUCCUUGCCCUCCCACUCUUCCUCCUGUAGGCGAACGCAUGUUUAACAUCGACAGUGGCCGUAACGCUCCUCUCCACUCUCCGCCCUCUGAACACUACACCAUCAUCUUCAACACCUUCGUCCUUAUGCAGCUCUUCAACGAGAUCAACGCCCGAAAGAUCCACGGUGAGAGGAACGUCUUUGACGGGAUCUUUGCCAACCCCAUCUUCUGCUCCAUCGUUCUGGGGACCUUUGCUGUGCAGGUGAAGUUUGAAGCUUUUUUCAUAUCUGAAAUCAAGUAGUUCAGACACAGUGAAGGAGAGAAAGAUGAUGAUAUGGCAUUUAGGGAGCUCUAUGUUUUUGUAUGAGCUACCAGAGGUCCCUCUGAAUUCUGGUUCAGACUGAGAUCUCAGUCUCUGUUCAUGAGACUGAGAUCAGACCUGUAUUCCCUGAGAAGAAUGCUGUGAUUUAUUGAAGUGUCGGCUGAAUAUUUUGAGAUUAUUUUAGCUUUCUUACAAGUUUAGAUUCCAGGUAGAAGUAAUAUUUUGUUAUCAUUUUGGCUGACAGAGCUGAAGUGAGUGAGCUGUUCGUAAAUGCUGAGUUAUAAGGUACCGCCAAGGCUUUGUUUGGAAGAUACAACUGUAAUUCACAGUAUCAGUUUGAUUCAUCAGGGGCUCCUCCAGACCUUAAACAACCAUGAAAAGACUUAAAUGAUUAAUGAAUAAUGAUUUUAAAGGCCUUCAUUUUUACUUGGAGAUUUGUAAAUUUGUGGAUGGUACAUGGACUGAGAUCUGUCCGAGUGAAUACUUGAUCAAAUCCACUCUGUAGAAGUUACAUGGUUAACUUUUGAUCAUCUUUGUGGAAAACUGGCUUUACACUAAAUAGACUUACUGAAAAGCUCAAAAACUACGUUUCCAGAGUGUUUCUCUGUUCAUCUGAACAAUUACUAAGAUAUUUUUAGGUCACCUCUCAACUGACUGUCAUUGCCACAUGUCUCCUGUCUGAAUCCUCUUCUCCUUUCUGCUCUGUGUGACUGUAAAUGGGUCCAUAAUUUACAGAAUAACCAUCACAUAGACAGUAAACUAGAGACUGAGAGCAUAAACUCAUUAAGAAAAGGUUUACUGAUGGAGACGAAGGAGCAUUUUCUCAUAAACUAUUAUACAAACAGACUAAUUUUUAGCCCUAGAGGACAUCAGAAAAAAAAGCAAGUGUUGUUUGUCUCACUUUCCAGUCCCAGAGUCUGUAUCCAAUCUAUGAUUAUUGUUCACUUUCUUCUUCCUGGCAGCUAAGAUUAUGAUUUUAUAAAAGUUUCUGUGAUUUCAAACAUCAGUCUGAUCAAACUGAGGCCUACAAAGCUGCAGAGUUCUGAAGAAAAAGAGGACGAGUCCAGAUUUAAGAGCCAGACUUUCUCCAACACAGCAGGGAGGACUGCGUGUUGAAUCAGAAGAAAUGCUUGGAGCCAGAGAGAGGGAGUAAACAGCAACACAGACGAGCAAACAAAGACGAAGAGAGAGAGAGAGAUGGAGAGAGGAGAGGAAGAGGAGUCAGUGCAGCUUUAGGGAAAGAGAGAGAAGAGAGAGAGAGAGAGCUGGAGGGGGGAGGCGAUGAUGAGGAAGCAGUUCAGAGAGAAAGAGAGAGACAGAGAGGAGAUAAGAGAGAGCUGAAGGCUGCAGACAGCUGAGAGAGGUGAAAACAGAGAUAAGUGAAGAAGAAAGAUGAUAUUACUGUAUGUGAUACUCUGUGUGGUACUCCCUCUGAGACUUGUGACUGUGCUGUUUGGUGUCAGGAUGAUAGUGUCAGGAUGAUAAGCCUUGUUCAGCCUGUAAAUGAUCAUGUCGCUGUUUAAAAUGCUGUCACUACAUCCAUCGAGCUGAGUAGAUCAACAGGAAGUGUGACUGCGGUCCAAGAUUAAAGAUACAGGCUGGAGACAAAUCACAGAGCUCAUUUUAUUACACGCGAACAAAAUGCAGUGUAGUAGUAGGUCGUUUUUUUUUACACACAGAGACAUGAGCUGCAGUUUGAACUGUAUCUCUGCACAACUCCAGGCACUACAUGAAAAAAAGAUAUGACAGGAAUUAUGUCUUAAAUAUAUAGAUAUCUCUUCAUACAUAUUCUACAUGAAGAAAACUGUUCUGUAUGUUCAGCUAAACAGUAUCAGUCAUUGUCAUAAAAAAAGGGUUAAAUGCCAUCCGGUAAAAAAACAGUUUUUCCUCAUAUUGAGUAAAUUUAAAAUCUCCCGCCACAGGAUGAUUUCACUCAGAGGAGCAACGUUUACUUUAUUAGCCAUGGGGGAAAAUGCUGCUCAGGACAUAAAACUUCUAGAAAUUCUUCCUAAAUGUGUCAUAUUGAAGAAAUAAUCUGCUAGAGAACAUGGACACUCUCCCUAUUUAACUCUGUCCUAGUUCAGCUUGUAACAGUGGAUUUAGGGCGAAGUCACUCUAAGUAAUCCAGACUGUACCAGCAUGUUUGACCUCUAAUGACCCCUAAAGUCUAGGUUGGUUGGCCUGUAUGAGCGCUCCUUACCACACUCCCUCAGCCCUGGCACGGCGCGGUUGGAGCACCUAAUUUCCUUUUUGCUUCUAGUCAAACAUGGUAUGUCACAUCCUCCCAGCAGCAGAGAGAAAACAGCAGGACCUGAAUCUUGUCAGGCUGUAUGUUUGAAAGACAAAGCAGCAGAAAAAAACUCUCUUACUUAGAAAAAUGAGAGGACAGACUAGGGCUGGAAAUUUACUGAAUAUUUAUCGAUACCGAAAUUUACGACUAUCACCGACCUCAUUUUGCUUAUAUCAGUAUAUUCGGUGUCAAAUAAAUAAAUAAAUAAAUAAAAGUUGGUUUUGGAUGUGUGUAGGUAGGCUAUGGUUUCAUGUCCCUUUAAGACGCUGUCCUAUGUCAGAGACGUGACUCCACCCACAAAGACAGGUGAGGAGAUGGAGGACGGUUCAAAAGUUGUAGCGGCUGGAGCGGAGGCUAAAGUAGACAAAGCUAAUGUGAGCAGCUUGUGGAGUAGUUAUCGUCCAUUUAUCAUUAUCGAGAUGAACUGCUCAAUAUAUCAUGAUAUUAAUUUAAGACCAUAUCGCCCAGCCCUAGGACAGAGAGUGAAAAGAUGACUCUCAUACUGGUACUUGCUCAUGCAGAGUUAAGGAUCUCUCUCCUCCCCCUCUCAUUGCAGCAGGAAUUGCUGUCUCUCUGUGCAUUCUUGUGUUGAUAACUUAGAGUGUAUGUCCGAUAGUUGUUCUUAUGAAUUCUGAAUUAUAAGCUAACCUAACUAGGCCUAGUGUGAGUGCACCCUUAGUUACCUUCGAACUGAGCUAAUUCAAACCAUAAAAACAACAUAAACAAUGACAAUGAAUCAACGAUUUGGAUGGUGAGGCUACAGCUUAACAAGAUCCACAUUGUAACACUGGGAAAUGUUGAUAUUUGUACUUACCCUGAACUCUGAGAAAAAAACAGCAAAGGCAUCAAACUUGAAGUUCUGCCGGGUUUGAGUGUCAGAUUUUAUUUCGAGGAGCUUUCAACACAGAGAGAUCAUAAAGUUCUAAAGCAGUAACUCUGCAGGGACAGCUCUUACUCUUCAAACUCUCAGAAAUACCUCUAGAUUAACUACUGUACGUAUUCAUGCACAACGUGUCUGCUGUAGGGACUGGAUGUCAGUGUGGGAGUGCAGCGAUGAAGCCAAACCAGAGGGCGGACAUGUUGACUGCUAUCACGCCUCUCUGUUAGUGCUGUCUCUUUGCAGUGCAGGCUGUGGUCGCUGCAGCUGCUGCACGAUGUUGCAGCACUGCGCUGUGAUUUUAUGUGUGAAAUUAAUAACCCCUCCUCCCCUCUGGUGUCUGUGCUGCAGAUCGUGAUCGUGCAGUGGGGAGGGAAGCCCUUCAGCUGUGCCCCUCUCAACGUGGAGCAGUGGCUCUGGUGCCUGUUCGUGGGAGUUGGAGAGCUGCUCUGGGGGCAGGUAAGCAGCUCUCUCCUGCUGACUCAGACUCUGAGCAGGUGGAGGCUGACAGGCAGGUUUACAUCUAUGCUCUGAGCAGGUGGAGGCUCAUUUACCCAAGGUUUACCCUGCAUUCACCAGCUUCUCUGAUAGACCCAGAUCAGGAAUUUUGAGAGUUUCCAAACUUUGUCUUGUGCGUGACCUUAAAAGUCUUUAAGUGGAAACAUCCUGGAGGCUAGAAAAGAUGAUGUGGUUUUUUUUUGCUGCUCAGAAGUCUGUAAGAAAGUAACAGUUAAAGCUUUUAACAGGUUAUAGAUUACAAAAAAGUGAAAAAUUUAUAUGUUUAGAGUGAAUCAGCAGAGAACUGUCCCCAUGGAACUACUCAGCUGGGGUCUUUUUGUUAUGAACCAACAAUCUGUGGAUCUUUUUGUGAUUUUUUUCAAACUUAAAACUGAAUUAUUUCUACAUCUCCAACAUACAGAAUAAGAUCCUCGGUCAAUCCGUCUUAGAUUACAGGUUAUUGUGUCAUGAAACAGACGCUAGAAAAUCCGAAAGUAUCAAAUCCAUCAAAUAUGUUCAGCUUCUCAGUUUAAUCUCACAGUCUCAGACGAUGAGAAUGUAACAAAAAUGGCUUCCAGGUUAUCGCCACAGUGCCGACGGAUCGGCUGCCAUGCCUGAAGGAAGCGGGGCUUGGCCUGGAGCCUGCAGAGGAUGAAGGAGAGGAGCUAGCCGAGGACGAGGAGGAGAUUGAUUGCGCUGAGAGGGAGCUGCGCCGGGGACAGAUCCUCUGGUUCAGAGGCCUGAACCGCAUCCAGACCCAGGUACUGUCAGGCCGGACCGCCACUGCAAAUCAUGACCUCACUGAUGUCACAGGAAGACACACACACAAAUACACCUAUACAGAGAAACUACAGCACGUAAACCAGGGGCUCCACAGGCUCAUGAGCAGUAUGUGUCACAGGCAGACGACAAAUCAGGACACAUAUAUCCCCCAAAACAUAAAUCUGAUCAUUACUGAUGAAUGUUUUUUUAUUAUUUGAGGUUUUUGAACUCCGAUAAAACACACUCACAGCAUCGUGUCCUGCACACACUGACAGAAGGGACUCAUGGGGAGGAAGAGAGAAAGAUGUAUGCCUUGUUGUUAUUACAUCUUUGGUGAAGUUUUAACUCUGUCUGAUCUGUCUUUACUCUCCUCAAGUCUCUCUGUCUCUCUCUUUCUGUCUCUGCUCAUCUCUGAACUGUGCCAAACGUAAUAAUUCCAGUUUCCUCCUUUUAAAGCAGCAAACUGCUCUGUUCAAACCUUCAAUGAUGUUUGAGUUUGUUCCUUACAAAGAGGAUAAAUGUUGCGAAUGUGUGUGUGUGCCGCUGCAGCCGCACCUCAGCGUGUGUGUGAAUGUGUUUAUACUGUACAGACUGAUGCUAAGUAGACAGGCCUGAUUGCUUUAAUUGAUUGAUUCUGGCACUGAUCGGUGUGAGGACGGACGCUAAGACGCAAAACAGCCUCAACAUGAAGAACGAGCUGCUGUGAGAGAGCCAGACUCUCUGCUUAAGUGCCUGUCUCUGCCUAAAGUGCUCCCAGUUUACUCAGAGGGUUUGGUCUGAGUGUGCACGCAACAAUCACUCACACACACACACUAACAAACACACACACACACACACACAGCUCCAAAUACACACCUAGUUUUAAUGUGUGUUACUGAUGCACAACGGACAAUCAAAACAUUCAAAUGCAGUUUUAUCAUUCCUGCUCAGACAGGAAAUAUUAACAUACAGGAAUUUAUGAAAAAUAUACUUAAUGGAUGUUUACCUCAGACUCUGACUGAUUCAAUGAAGCUUUUUCUUCUUCACUGAUGACAGAGAAUAAACAGAGGUGCAGUCGUAGUAGGUCUUUACUGUUGGAUGUAAGGAUUCAACAUAUUUUGCCCAUCCAUUUAUUCCAGUGUGAUGUUCUGAUGGUCAGUGUAAGAGCUGAUCAACAGUGGCAACUUUAAUUUGAACACCUGCAAGAACACAGUGUCAGAUGGUGUUGUGGGCGGGGCAUUAGGUUUAGAGAUGAAGUGCAUAAAAACAAGCCCAAAAGGAAAGAUGCCCCAGCAGAGGAGCUGAAGCAGAGCACGUUUUAAUGUAUUAAUUUUUAUUGACCAUCUGUAAAGUAAAAGGCUGAUAUGGAUAAUCGUCCAAAUAUCAUCUUUGAUAAUCAGCCAGAGCCAGAUGAGAUUAUUUUUGCAAUCAAAAAUGAACUUUUAUUUGAUGGGAACAAAUGCUCUUAACAUUGCAAAGUAGCUGCCAUGCAUACACUUUUCUAGCCAUGGCUUAUUUAUAACCCUUGGCAUCGGUUUGUCUUCUAAAAUGAAAAUGGGAAUUACAGAGUAUUGAGUUAAAAACAUUAUAACCAUUGAAAACAUUCAAACAUAAUGUAGGACUUCAACAAAGAUGGAGAUCAAUUCAAGUACAGACUAAAACCUGUUAAUCAACAUGAGGCUUGAAUAAAUGUUUCUGUGUGAUCUAUGAUUCAAGAGUUCACAAACUCUUUUUAGUUUCAGUCAUAUCUUUUAGGGAGUGUCAGUGCUAACCUAAAGGAAUCACCUUCUUUGAUUUAAUCUAUCACACUGAGCAUGUUACCAACAGAAAAUAGCAGAUUAAGGUCUGCUUCUCCUACUUUGAACGUUUCCACAUUUACAGAGAGUUUACAGAGGAGUUCACCACCGGCUCUGAGUAGGGUUGCACCGAUCUGAUACUUGAUAUCGGUAUUGGUCCCGAUGCUGAAGAAAUUUUAGAUUGGAUAUCAUGACAAUGGGCCUGAUGCAUAGGGGUCGAUCUAUUCAGUCUAACUCUAUGCUAUGCGCCUGAGUGGCAUCCACAAUUAAACACGCUAAGAGAUGCCCACAUUGUUUUCAAAAUGGAGCGAGCAAAGGGGUCUGUUAUCUUGAACUUUAUUACAUAAACUCAGCCUACAAGCUCGACAGCCACUUGCAAUACCUGCGCAGCAAACGUUCCGAGGGGUAGUGUUAAAACUUAAGAUUACAACAAAAGGUAAUUUAGCGCGGUUUUUCUGUAUCGGAAUUGGAUCGGUAUUGGCCGAUACUAAACUGUAGAUAUCUGUAUCGGAGAUGAAAAAAGUGGAUCGGCGCAUCCCUAGCACUGAGUGAGGUGUAACAUUUAAAAAGUAAUUUAUGCUUAUGUUGGAACUAUCCCAGCUGGUAUGUUCGUAGAGCGUCAACUCCAUCCAUAAUUAGAUAUUACACUCAAACUACAACUCAUGUUCAGUUUUGUUGGCACAACACAGUGCAGGUCUGUGCCAGAAGAGCAAAAAUCUCAGGUUAUCUUUAUGAAUGAUUGAUUAUGGACAAUCCCACACACACACACAUCUCUACACACACUUGCACACGCUCAGACUGGCCCUUCCUGCCCUCACUGAGUGCUGCUGUUUUGUCUCUGUCCUGCAGAUGGAGGUAGUGAGCACGUUCAAGCGAAGCGGUUCGUUUCAGGGAGCGGUGAGACGGCGCUCCUCCGUGCUCAGUCAGCUUCACGACGUAAACGCUAUCUCUACCCCCUCUCACGUAGCUCUCUCCACCGCUACAGCCAAUACCAGCCCAGCCCCCGGGAGUGAGUCCGCCGAACGCAUGUACACACAUGAACACACACAUACACAGCACACAGGUAUACCUGCACACACAAACAAACAAAAAAAAACACACACACAGCCUCUCUCUCUCACACACUCACACACACACACUGCUGCACGGCACGUGGACUGCAGUAUUUGACUCUCUGGUUGUGUCCCCCUCCGGCUCGCUCGCUGCUCGUGUGUGUGUGCAAUGUCUCCUCUUUCUUUUCUCUGAUUCUCCCUCAAACAGCACCCAGUCCUGACCGGCUCUGUUCUGCUGGUCCGACCCGCUGGUCUGGUCUGAGCCCAGUCCCGGUCCCAGUCAGUCCAGAGUGUGUUUUAUUGUUGAGUGUUGGCGGUGCGGGGGUGGCUGGCUGUUCUCUCUCUGUCUGAGGAGUCCUGACAUGUGCAGCUCUGCCUAAAGACAGAGACGGUUACAGAGAGUAAAAGUUAGAGGUAAAAACAGUGGGGUUUGACCUGAGGACGGAUCCUGGAGCUCAGAGAGGACACAGCAGCUCCACCUGCACCGCCUGUUACUUCUUGUUUGUGAAUGAGGUCAAGCGUGGUUACUGUGGAUGAAGCUGCUGUAAACAUGUCAAGUUUCAAGUGUUGUUGUUUAAAGUUCAAGUGUUUUCAGUAAUCCUGUGACCAAACUGUAGAGGUGAUCAGAUUUCACUGCCAUAGACUCAUUCUCAUUACCAAACGGCUUCAUAUGGCUUCAAUAAACUGUAAACCUUCGAGUAUAAAAGCCCCAUCACACACCGCUGCUGCUUUCAAGACUUGAGUCAAAGAAAAAGUUUCUUUUCCUCUUCCUCCUCCUCCUCCUCUCCUUUCUUCUCUGACUUUAGUCCUCUGCUGCUGUUGUUGGUUAUUUCUGUGACAGUAUUUCCAGCUCUGACGUCACACGUUUGGCCCCUCUGAUGACAGUCCUGAUUUUAUUUCUGAUUUUUCUCCUCUCUCUCUCUCUUUCUUUCUCUCUCUCUCUUUCUGUCUGUCACAGCUCUCUUUCUCUGACACUGAUCAGAUAUUACAGGUUCCCUGUUUGCAGAGAGACUCUGUGAAAUGUUCUUCUUACUGUUCUUCAUGAGUAGACGUCUUCUUUUGUAGACGUAUUUAGAUUGUAGCUGAUCUAAAUACAGGCUCUUGUGUAGCAUACGAUAAGAUUUCUUUAGUAGGUCAUUUUUUUGUCUUUCUUUUCUCAGUUUUUUCAUCCCUUUUUCUCAUCCUCCCAUCUCCUCAGUAGAGUAGCGUCCAACCCUCAUCUUUUUCUCCUGAUUUCUUUGUGUGUCAGUUCGGCGUGUGUGUUUGCGAGCGUGUGCAUUUGCUCACAUAUCGGACAGCCGUACUUUGACUCCUGCGUGUUUGUGUCUCUGUCAGUGUGUGUGUGUGUGUGUGUGUGUGUGUGUGUGCGUGCGUGCAUGUGUGUUGUCUUUAUCCGUCUUCUCAGUUGCUUCUCCUUCCCUUCCUUGCUCCCUUCUGUCCAUCCUUCCCUCCUUCCAUUCCACGCUGCUUCCUGCCCACCUUGCUCCAUCACCUGUAGGUGUAGAAACAGAGAGCGGCUCAGUGCUGCUGACGCCUCCUCAGUGUGAUCAUGCUGCACAGACCUGAGCUUUCUUUUAACUACUGUGGAAACAUCCCUCUCUCCAUCACUAAACAACAUAAUUUACAGUAAACCUAUCGUUUUUAUAUUCUAGCUGCAGCAGCGGCUGCCUGAUGGAAAAGCCUUGUUAACAUCUGACAGAUCUCAUGAUCUGAGGUCCCAGAAUGGAGCUAGGGUUCAGACCCCAUCACUGUCAGCUCAUGGUUUGCUCUUUCACUUCUUUUCCUUCAGUCUGACUCACAUUUAUAAGACCUCCUUACCUGGUUCAGUUCCUGGUGAGAACUGAGGUGGAUUUGGACGAAACAGAAAAGAAAAGAAAAGAAAAGGGGGGAACAUGAGACUGAGUUUAAUGAAGUCUCCUGUGUGUUGGUCAGAUGAAAGAUCUGAUUUACUUUCAGGAUUUUUUCUUGACAAUUUAGGCUGCACCUCUAAAGACUUACAACCUUAGAAAAAAUAUCAGAUUUGUUUUUGACAAGUCUGUGGUAUUCUGUAGUUUUUCUUGUCGUCAUCAAAUCCCAUAAAAAACCAACAGAGAAUGUAUCCCACUGGCUAGUGUUGUACUACUUUGUUUCAGAGCUUCACAAACACUAAACAACAGAAGGAAUCUGCUCAUCAUUAACAGAUGAUAAUAGGAAAGUUUCUCUGAAGGUAUUCAAUCAUUUUAGAAAUGACUGAAGUAGCACCGGUUAUUUUUGGUGUCAUGAUGCUCCAAAUAAGUCAGGACUGCAGGCAGACCAGUUUAUCAGCAGGACUCUUCUACUACAGAGACAUGCUGUUGUAAUCCCUGUUGUCAGAAUGGGGUUUGUCAUUAUCUUGCUGAAAUAUGAAGGUCCUCUCUGAAAAAGUCUUUGUCUAAAUGGCAGCAGAUGUCACUCCUAAACCCAGAUGUAAAUAUCGGUCAGCAUUAAUGGAGCCUUUACAAAUGUGGAAGCUACCCAUGACUUGUUCCUUUAGUACAGAGAUUUCUCCAGAUUCUCUGAAUCUUUUAAUGAUAUUAUAUUCUGUAGAUGAUGAAAUCCACUCAUUCUUUCACAUUUGACACUCAGGAACAUUAUUCUGAAAUUGUUGAACAAUUAGCUCACUCAGUCGCUCACAGAGUAGAGAACCUCCUCCCAUCUUUCCUCCUGAGAGGCUAAGCCUCUCCGAAUGUCCUUUUUAUACCCAGUCAUGUUACAAACCUGUUGCAGAUAUGAAAUUUAAAAUGAGCAAAAAUGUUUAAUUAAACAGUAACAUUUUUCAGUUUCAGUUAGUUGUCUUUGCACUUUUUGUAAUUGGAUCUAGACUUCAGAUUGUUGUAAACCGUUAAAUUCUGUUUGUAUCAACAGUUUAAACAGCGUCCUCUCCUUUUUGAUAUUGUGUUGUACAUAAAACUGCAUCUUCAGAGGUCACUGACGGGCUCCAGGCUGAAUGCCAAAGUCAGUGUACAAAGUCUCUUGAAUAUUUCAUGAACUAACACGCUGAAGUUUUGGUCUUGUAAAGGGGUUUGGUGACGACAGUAACACAGAGUAUCAACAGUCUGCUCCAGUUUUCUCUACUGAUAUUUCUUAAGAUUCUGAUGAUGGUCUGAUAUGAGAACACACUUCAGAUGCUCACCUGUGUGUAACCUGUUCGUCUGCCCCGCUGCUCAUCCUCAGUUAGCUCCAGGUCAUUACUGUACUCCAUUACCCAGAGUUCUUUGCACAGCAGGCCCUCAGACUUGGCGCUGUGCUGUGUUGCAGUAUGAUGUGCGUAAGUUCUGACGUCAGCUCCAUCACCUCUCUGACUUUUACUGCUAAACCUGUGUUAAAGAAACAUCUUCAGAUAUUAAGUGAGGAAUCAAAAGUCUGUGCUUCAUGCUUUUACCCACCUGAGCUGUGCUGGACCUCAUGGUCCCUUUGGAUCUUUAAUCUGGCCUAUGGAUCCAGUUUGUUUUCAUUUCAGACCAGUUUCAUCACCCUGUAGUGAGAGUCAAACGAAGCAAUGAGAUGAAAGUUAACGUUGAUCAGAAUAGAUAAAGGGUAAUGAUCUCUGAUCCAUGCUCAACUCCUCAAUCCUCUGCUGAACUUCUUCAUGUUUGAAAAGCAGAUUUCAUUUUAUGGAUUCCUAAACGGGUUAAAAGUGAAUCAGAACUGGAUUGAGGAGGGUGCCGCUGAGGCGGUGUAUGGAUCAGAGCCGCGUUAUUCAAGGGUCGGUGCUGCUCAGAGUCAGGAGCAGUCACCACUCAUGAUCCUCACAGCUUCUCCCUGUUUCUGUUGCGUUUCUCCUCAUCAGCAGUUGUUUUGCACACAGCAGCCUCUCUACCUUCCAGCGCCUGUUUCCUUCUUUAACCAUCAUCGUUUUUCCAUCAAGCGCUGCUGAAAGAGCCGACAGGGAGAGAGGGAGAGAGUUGGGUGAGAGAGAUGAUUGACCUUCAGUGGUCACACUGUGGGCGUUAUAUACUCGAAAGUUUACUCAGUCCAUGGAGACAAAAUGAAAACAAACCGAGCGCUGAACAAGUGAGAAAGUAACUUUCUGGAACCUUCUCAGGCUGCAUGAGGUGUUUUUCUGCUGUCUGACAGGCUCUUUGGAAAAACAGAUAAGCACUGAACCUACUGCUUGACCGUCUGUCUGUUUGUCUGUCUGUCUGUCUGUCUGUUUGUCUGUUUGUCAUGUCUAUCAUAUAUGCCAGAGUCACAUAUAGAGACUGGUCUCUGUUUGGCCCAUUGCAGCACUGAUCCUACUCAGCCGCUCAUCCUCACAGUUUGGCCUCUCGGCGGUGCUGCGGUCCUCAUGAAGCUUCAUCUGUGAGCCAAACGGUCUCUAUGUGUGGCUCUGCUGCCUGUGCCUGUCACUGAACUGUCUCUGCUCUCUGAGCUCAUGCUGCUUUCUGCUUCUGUUUGGGCUGGAGGGGGGGGGUGCAUGGACCAACUGCCAUGGCAAAGGAAUGUGACUAGGCACGCACACACCAUCCACUGCAUACUGCACCUUGGAGUACACUCAUAGACCUCACUCUGCUGCGUGUGUGAGUGUGUGUUUGUAUGAGUGUGUGUGUGUGUGUGGGACACAGAGAGUGACAGAGAUCUGAUUCAGCAUGACCUGGCUGCCUCUGUUCGUGUGACACGCUGACGCCUGAGCAUCGCUCCGGCUUUUGAACCAAUCAUCUUCUGUUUCCAGUGAUCUAACCAAUCACGUUCUGUUCUGACCUGCUGAUUCUCCGUGAUGUCACCUUUCUGUUCUGCAAGACUUGUUUUUUUCUUUCCUGCAGCAACUUCAUCAUCAGCACCAUCAUCAUCCUUUCAAUCACUCUGCUGUCCUCUGUCUCUUUCUGCUGCAUGAAUGCACUACACCGUGCACGUGUGCAUAGACAUUUGUGUAUGUGUGUGAUUGUGUGUGUAUGAUGCUGACAAAUGGGCUUACAUGUAUGAUUGUGACUUUUUUUUAACAAACAGCAGCCACGAUUGACAGCUGUCUGAUGCAUGCAGAUGUCAACCUGCACGAUGUGGAAACUCAGCUGUUUAUUCACUCAGCAUGUAUGCUUCUGUGUUGAUGUGUUUGUGUUCAAAUGUGUGGGUUAGGUUGUGUGUGGGUGUGUGUGUGUGUGUGUGUGUGUGUGUGUGUGAGUGUGUGUGUGGUCACUGCUUUAGGUUCUCGCCUGUUUCUUUUUUUUAACUAACUCACCAUUUCUGCUUUUUCUCCAUCUGUGCCCAACAUCCAUCCUCAUUAGUGUGUGUGUGUGUGUGUGUGUGUGUGUGUGUGUGUGUGUGUGUGUGUGUGUGAGAAUUUGUGUGUGUUUGUGUGUGUGCAUGCAUGUGCUCCAGUGUGCUUAACUGUGAGUGUUUUUCACACACACUGUGUCAUCACAAACACACACACGCACACAGGUGUAAGAUGUGGCGUGUGUGCAGCUUUGUGGUGGUUGUGAUGGUGGCUUCUGGACGCUCUGAGGUCUGACUGCUGUGUGAGAACUGACAGAAACAUUCAUUAGCCAACUCAUCCUGAACACUUUGGUUUAUUUUUCACUUCUGUCUGUUGGGGACUCUCGGGAUCAGGUGGCUGCUUUAUGUUCAGGCUGAUUCAUUGAGGAAAUGUUCCUCCAGGUUUACAGAAGUUUAAAUUUAUCUUGCAGUAGAACCAAACUGAACACGUGUUUGGAGAUGUCACACUAAAAGGACGGAAUAAAAACUACAAUAUUAGAUAUUUUAGUCUUUUUAUCAUGCAGCCCUUCUUUAUUCAGCCCCAGCUUAUGACCACUCAUCAACUUUCACUACAAACUGGAUCGAACCAUCAGACCAGUUUCUGCUGUUGUCCCCCUCUGAAAGAUGAGGAGUACUCUCCUGAUGUCUGUAGCUCUGAUCCUUUCCUCUCUCGCAUCAGGAGGAGUCAUAUGUCAGUUGUUUUUCUAACUGUUAAGAUAAAUGCUGCAGAGUUCUGUGCAGAAGAAAAAAAAUACUAUUUCCAGUCGAUUUUGACUUCAAAUGAAGUCAUCAGUCCUCUGAUUGAUGAUAAAGAUAGACAGUGAGACCAGGAGGUGGAUUUUAAUCCUGUCAGAAUUUGGGUCAGCUUCUGCAAGUUUGGAGUUUGAAGACAUCUGUGCAUUCAUGGCACUUUUGUUAAGAAGCUCAGAAAUAGUGCACUAGUUCAGCAGGGGCCCCAUGUGCAGAGCCUACAUCAAAUAUCAACAUCAAAUAUGUUGUGGAUAAGGAGUUUAAGAAUUUAGACUUCAGAUGCAGAUAUAAAUAGGUUUAUCAGCUAACAGGCGUAUGCCAUUUUUGAUCUGUGGCCUUUUUUAUACAGUCAGACACUCUAAACAGCUCUUAAAUACACACACCUCCUCAUUAUGGCAUUAACAGAGCAAACCCAUCUGUUGGGUAAUGAUCUCACUUGAACCUCCUGCUUAUCAGAUCUGGCAAUCAAAAGUAAUGACAAGACGCCCCGUAUGAGUUUGAAAAAAGUCAGUAAUGAUCAGAAAUAUCCAGGGUUAUUUCAGCUUCAAUAUUUCAGCAUAUUGAAGAGUCACAGCACGCUGGGUUGAGAUAUUCUUCUUGAAAAUGAGCAGGCAUUAGUGGAAGCUGCUGUCUUUCAUAGAUGUUUUAAAAGGUUUGGGUGUCAUGAGGUUGUUAUUCUGAAACCAUUCAAUCAUCCAACUGACUAAAAGCCCACUGUUUAAUACUUGUAACCCCAUUGUCCUGCUGCAGCAGCAGCUCUGUAGAGGUUGUUUCUUAAUUUAGCAUGCACUUAGUCUGUAACUACAGUUGUGUUAUUUGGUUGCACCAACUACAGACAUAAAGUUCAUCUUAACUAGUAGAGCUUCAUACCCAGACUAACCACAAUUGUUGCAGCUACUAUAACAAACAACUAGUGAAAAGUUCUUUUUUUUCCAGUGACGGGUUUAUUACAGUGCUGCCUCUUUUGAGUAAUCCCAUCCAAACAGGCUAACUGCUGAAUAUAAUUGCUGUAAACUCCUGAUACAACAUCAGAAAAGUUUGUCAAAUGUGAAAAAGCAUCAUAAUGAGGUGUUGUUUAAUCUAACAUGCAAAAUAAAAGCAGCAACACUGAGAGGUGAAACCACCAACUGCAACAUGUUCAUUUCGUGGUGCUAAGAAAAAACAAACACAUGAGCACAGGUUACAGUCAAUGUACAUUUUUGAUUUAUAUAAUGUAUCACAGUAAACAUGUCAUUGGCAAAAAACAGCUGGUAAAACCUUUUGCAUCUGCCCCUCCUCCUUAAGAUUAUCAACAAUAGACAACUGCAGUCAGUAGGUGUGGUUAUCAAAAUAUAUGAUAACAUGAAAAUAUUCAGGAGUUUACCCAUGCUGGAUACACAAAUGUUGAUUACCUCACAUAUAAAUUACAAACAAAAAAACUAUUUAGGUUAAAAACUCCUCAAAUUCUCAAUUCACUCUGAAUUAUUAAAAUGUUAAUGCAUUAAAUUUGACUAAAUUAAUCGAAUGACUUUUAUGAACACCCCAGUAACCCCCUGCAGAGAUCCUGACAAACCUUCAGCUAGUCCAGUUAAAGCCACCUGGCCCAGAGUGUCUGUCUGUCUGUCUGUCUGUCUGUCUGUCUGCUGGAGGACACUCGUCUGUCUCUGGGUUUCCCUUGUCUCUGGGUUUUCAUUUCUCCUUUUUGACUUUCUCUUCUCUCUGUCUUGUUGUCUCCUCGUGCUCGUUGUCCUUCCACCCUGCAGAUGCGAGUGGUGAAAGCAUUCCGUAGUUCGCUGUACGAGGGCCGGGAGAAACCGGAAUCCCGCAACUCCAUCCACAACUUCAUGGCCCACCCGGAGUUCCUCAUCAAUGACCUCAUCCACAACAUCCCGCUGAUCGACGACACCGACGUGGACGACGAAUCAGAGCUCAGCAGAUACCAGCACCUGCACCCGGCCCUCCGCAAGCCGCCGCCCCCUCCCACUCAGCCCCAGCCCCCAACCCGCAGCCGCCCCACCCGCCCCUAUCGCCAGUACAGCCUCCCGGUGACCCCAUGCAACAGAAACAACAACAACAACAGCAGCAGCAGCAGCAGCAGCAGCACAUCUGUCUCCCACGGCAACAAAAGGAGCAGCCACGCCCUCAGCCACCGCAGCCCCCACCAUCACCACCAUCGCCACCAUCAUCACCACAACCAUCAUGGCAGAGACAGGCCGCUGAAACCCCCUGCCCCCCACCUGGCCCACCUGUACUGCGUGGAGACCUCAUUAUAACUGAACAUGGUGAGAGGGGAGGAGUCUGUGGGAGGGGGAGGAGGAGAGGGCUGAGGACGUACACAUGACAUUUUCAUCCACCCUCCCUACGCCACGCCAACAGGAGGGAGCGAGGGACGAGGGAGGAGCAGGAGGGAGCGGACACUAAGAACACUGAGACUUCCCCUCCCAUUGCCCCCCAUCCAGCCCUCUCAGCCUAACCCCCAGACCCAUCCAACCCCCUCCCACCCACCACCCAGCCUGUCAGAGCCUGUCCAUCCCAACCACCUGACCCAAUGCUCAUCCAUUACGCAUGCACAGGUCUGCUCUUGCUGCGUUGCCCUGAGCAACAGCUGAAAGGGGGAGGGAGGGGGGACAAAAAGAAUCCCCCCCCUGCCCCCCCCCCCAGCAGGACUGGGACACGCCGGGCCGGACGCUUGCUCUGUUUCUAUUGGUGUUCAUCAUCAGUGUUAAUGUCCUUGACUGCACCCCAUCACUUAACUGCCAUGGCAACAACCCCCCCCCCCCAACCAAUAAUGAGGCUUCUACCUGCAGUGAUUAGAGCUCAAGUCUCCUUCAAAGCUUCAACUCCAGUUCAUCCUCUCAUCCCUCAAACACAGAGCUGCUUCACUCGUUCACUCUUUACAUCGUUUCUUUUCUUCCACUACAUGUGUCCUCCCACCUCUGCCGACUAAAACAAAACUACACGAAGAGCAAACAGAGACUCUUCAUUCAGUCCUGACUGUGAGUAACCACCUGGGUAAGGAGGGGGAGGGGCUUAUAUGAAUAUAUAUAUACAUGCAGGAUAUUUGAUGUAUAUAUAUGAUCUGAAUGUUUGAGAUACAACUACACAGAAGUCUUCAUCAUCGUUGUCUCUCUUCAGACUCACCUGAGUCCACAUGGCUGCAGCAUGUAGAUGUGGGGGGAGGGUUCAUCCUAUGUGGACUCAUGGUUGCCCCUCCCUCGACGUGAGAUCGGACAGAGUGUGGGGUCUCCUUCUCUUGAUGUGAUUUUUUCAUGUCCUCAGACACCCCAUACUGGACUGACUGCCUCCUGACAUGAUGAUGAACUGAAGUGGGAGGGUCGGUGGGGUGAUUCUGCAGGUGUCUCCCCCUUCUGUCCCAUCCUCCCCCCUCUGUCCUGUCGUCUUCUCUCUUGCUGUUCCUCCGUCCAUUCUGUUGUGUGUGUGUGAGUGUGUGCGUGCCUGUGUUGCAGCUUUUUUUUGAAAAAAGCUGAUGCUUGUGAAGCAUUAACCCUUUAAAUGCCAUCAGACACACGAUGCACAGGCGAUGGCCCUUUAAGACUGACCUACACUCACCUCACACCUGCUCUUGUGCCAUCAGUCGUCUCCGUCAGUAUUGUGCUCACAGGUCGAAUGGUUGGACUAGUUUUUUCAAAGUGUGAUGUUAAAAAAAUUGUCAAGCAUGAGGCCAUGUGUCUGACACCAGUGUUCACUUUUAGCUUUAGCUCCAAAGCUGCUCACAUCUAUCAGGUACGACCUCAGAGAGCUUUUAAUCAUGUGUCAAACACUGUGCAUGCUCUCCCGUCCUAUCAGGACACUUUAACAGAUUCAACAUUUGGGAAAAAGAUGUUCAUUAGCUUUAUUUUGCCAAAAGUAAGUGAAGAUAAUCAACCCUCCGGGCUGUGCAGAGGUGGUUCUGUUUCUCUGCUCUGGGUGGAAAGAGUUUGCAGACUUUAAGGAAACUCUGACACAACAACAGCAGCUGCUCAAAGCAGCUCAGGAAAACUAGUUUAGUUGAUAUUGAUGAUGAAUGAUCUGAGUCUCGACUUAUUCCCUCCCUACAUAAACUCUUAGUUUGAUGAUGACCUGAGAGCGAAACUAGAUUCUUUGUGGUAUUAAAGAUCCUGACACAACUUUUAUACAGUCAACAUAUUCGAACUAACAGAGUGCUGGCCCCAAACUACUCCAGGUUUGUAGGUCCUGUGUCACAAUGACUGGACCAAUUUGUUAAAGAAAGCGUUACGACCCUCUUGGUGCAGGAACAGUUGUCUACUAAUUUUCAAGAAAAACUUCAGGAAGAGACAAGAACACCAAUGAAGGACAAGUCUCCAGAGUCAUGCACAGGCCUGUUGAUAAGUCACCUCAUUUUUUACCGGACUUGAAAUGUGGGGACACUUUCAAUCACAGCAGGAGGAAGACAGGCUGUUGGGUUCUUAACACAUUUUAAUGUUAACGUAAAGAGAGUCAGAAGAGACCUGCAGCAGAGGGUCAAACCAGGGACCACUGUGAUGAGGGGGUGUGCAGGCUAACUGCCGCCUGGACUGCCAUCAGUUUUGAACAGAAUUAACAAAUUAACUGUUAUUAAAGCUGAUUAACAGUUACCAUAGUUACCAUAGUUACCAUGGUUAACAAUAGUGAGUAUGUGAUGGUAGUUUGCAUGAGAGGUGGAACUAAGAGGAUCUGUUAUUAGCCAGGCCAACUGCGUCCCUGUUUCCUGUGCUAAUGCUAAGCUAACGACAGACAUGAGUGGCUAGCCAUCUUUUCGAUCGACCCUUGAAAAAAAAAAAAAGACCUGUUGCUUUAAGAGGCCAAAUCUGUCGAACACGCAGCACGAGCUCGCCCUAACUAAUAAAACAUUACAAAUAUAUUCCAUAUUGGGACACCGCCCGGGUGCAGCGCUUGUGACAUCACAUUCCGCCAACAUUCCAUGGAGCAUUCCGACAUUCCAAACUGCUGCAUCACAUUCCAGAGCGGCCAUGAUAGCGCCCUCCCGUGUCCCAUAAUGCACUAGGUGUGGGCGAACCAACCGCUGACUUCAUGUUGCCUCGGAGCGUGGCCCCUCCCCCCCUCCCCUCCCUUCCCCCGUUGACCUCCCUGAGUUACCGUCUGGUCCGAGCGCCAGAGGAAGGCGAGGGCAGACAAUAUGCAACAGACUGCCAUGUUCCACCUGUGAGGACAGAACACCUGAGUCCUGCUGCACCUGCUCCAGGAUGCAGGGCGCAGGCCUCUCCGGGAACAGCCCUACCUGUACAGAACUCUGUCUUCUUGAAUGCUCAUUAUCACCGCCCCCUCCCUUCCCCUCCCCCUGCCCCGCCCUGUGGGGGUGGGCGGGGUUAACAUCGUAUUGGUCUGUCUGUUUUGAAGCAUGCAUUUGGUAUCAUUAAUGUCACUCUUUAUGUGUUGGUAAAUCAUUUAGGCUACUGUCACUACUGUGUGCUAUGACCUAUCCACAUCUGCUGUCCCCCUGACUCACACACACAUAAACACACACAAACACACACAGUCAUACCUGGUUAAGUCUAACCUGUUCUACUUAAGCACCUCUUAUAACAGCGCUACGAUGCUUUCUGCAGCACACACACACACACACACACACACACACACACACACUCACUCACACACACAAACACACAAACAGGCGAACAAUCUCCAGUGGUGUAAAUUUGACUGUCCAUCUCUGUCCAUCCGUCCUGCCACGUCCCAUCAUGAUGUUGUGAGACAGUUUCACAGAAGGCAAACACAAUGUGAAAAAGAAUAUAUUAUAUUUAUCAAAAUUAUAAAUUGUACAACUUGCACCACUUACUGUACAGACCGCCCAAAUGUGCACAUGUGCAUCUUUGAUUUACAGGUACUAUGUUCCUGUUACACUUGUUUUUUUUUUGUUUUGUUUUGUUUUUUUUAUUUGGAUGUUUCUUUCUUUGGAUCCUUUUGCUUUUUGUAAAGAGAGGAACAACAAAAAGGAAGCGCUUGUAUAUUCUGAUGAUUAUUCUGAUUAUUUUUGAGUUCUCCACCGGUGCUCCCACUGAUGGAGGAGACAGUUGCACAUUCUCCUGAGCAUAUUCUGAGGGCUGUGUUUUCUGUCGCUGAACAGUCCCUGACGCGUGCAGAGGUGUGGAGAUGCUCCUCGUCUCUUAAGACCAGAGACGGCUCUGUAAAUAGAGGACAGGAGGGACAAAGUUCCUCACUCUGAUCUGAAGGACAAAGAGGAGACAGGGAGGACGGAGAGAUGGAUGCUGCUGCAGAGCUAGAGACUGCAGAAGUGCAGUGCGACGGUGCACUGUCAGGCUGCUCUUUUAGAUCUGCCAACAGUAUUUACUGCCAUGUUAGGAUGGGAAGAAGCUGAGGUUUUACAUUAUUCAUUAUACAUACUGCUGUAAAUAUCAUGUGUGAUCGGUCCCCCUUCUUGCACAUCGCAGCGCUGUUCUGCAGACAGAAAAUACAGCCUUAACUGUGCUGAAGCGAAAAAAGACAAAAAAAUGAACAAAAAAAUCCAUAAAGACUAUUGAAUAUAUUAAAGAGUUACCUGCCUGUUAUUUAAGCGAAUAAAUAUCUAUAUAUGAGAAAGAACACACCUGUAUACUGUAGACUAAAUCUGUAUGGAAAUCUAAGAGAAUUUAAUGGGAAUUAAGUCCAACACCUUUUGUCUGUAUGAAAGAAAAAAUACAUCAAAGUAUUCUACAAUAAUAACUUUGACAAAGUCUGUGUGCUCCUG